UCAUCUUCCGGUUUUGCCGAUCGCAGGUGAUUCCCUGCCAAACUCCACAUGGACCUCCAGGAUCUCCAGAUAUACAAAGUUCAAUUUCGAAAGGUAUGGUGAAGAUUAAUAUUAUUUACAACUAGGCAAAAGGUUGUCUUGCAAAUGUUAUCUGUGUUUUGAAAUUCACUAUUAUGAAAAUUUUUAGAUUAGGCAGGAAUGGAAGCUAAGCAAUGCAACUAAUGCUAGCGACCUCCCUGUGUGUAUAUAGCCACACAUCGUUAUGCAUUUCCUUUUUAUAUCAAUGUGUAAUUAAUUACCAUACCCCUAACUCUUGGUAAAGUAACUUAAUAUAAUCUAAUCUAAAGAUAGCUAAAAUUUAAACUACUUAUACGGUGUGUUGUUGUGGAUCUGCAGUUUCUUAGUGAGCAAUAACCAAGCCAGGCACAUCUAUUGUCAUGUUCACAUGGUUAACAACUUUGAAAGUGCCAAAGUCUACUACUACUUCUACUACUCUAUCAUUAUUUGAAUAGAAUAAUAACAAAAAUAAGCCUGUGAUACACACAGGCAGACAACAGCUUCAUCACUAGCAUUGGUUUCUAGCAUAAAUUUAAGAUAAUUUUUGAAUGAUAAAGUAUAAAAGACGAAUAACAUUAUUAACAAAAAAAGAUUGUAAAACAGAAAAAGUAAUUCAUGUUAACUUUACCUUUCGAAUUUAAAUGAUAUUGUUGGAUUAUGGAGCAGUGCAUAGAAUCUCUAUGAAAGAAAUCCUACCGAUACCCUGCAAUUACUAACUCGGAAGUAAACCAGAGGUUGAGUGACAUUAGUGUGAAUUCCCCUUAUUGGCUACCUCUCUGGAGCUCUUCCGGAGGCCAGCCAAGGGCAGAGCAUGAUGUUUGGGGCCUGCCUCCUCUAUCUUGGUCAAUUAGUAGUGCCGUGUUACCUGCUCUGUUGUGGCUGUCUCCUCACAUGCUGUUGGAGGCGAGCCAUUCCACUAUGUCUGAAGCUCAGAUGAACUACGGAGACCCUAUUGCAAUGAUGUCAUUAGUUAGUGAGUCUCAUUUAGAUCUAAUGAAACUUCCCAACAAAUUUAUUUUGAAGCGGUUUACAUCUUCUUACAUCCUUUAAUGUUUUAUAAAGUUUGUAAUUGUGCAGCUUACUGUCUAAAUUUUUUAACAUUUUGAAGUCAUUUGCAUUUUCCACGCUGAAAAAAGUACACAAAGUUCUAGAGAGUCCCUCUUUUUCUUCUCUAAGUAUCUGUACUCUGAAUAGAGAAGCUAAAUCAAUGGACUUUUCAUUAUCUCACAAAUUUACAUAUGUCUAGCAUAGCACUGCUAUAUCAACCUAAAUCUGACCUAAUUCCCAUGCAUUCCCACUCCACUCCCAAAGACUGUGGCUCUGUCCCCUUUGUCCAGCCGGAUAGUGGGCUGGCAGUCUGGCCUUGAGAAAACAAAAAAGCUUGAGAAUAAAUAAAGAAUGAAGAGAGUCUAAUCUUAAAUCCUCUUGGCAACGUACCAGAAACAUGCCCCCAGGGAAUGGCAGCUUAAACAGCACAAUUAAAAAAAAACCUGUAAACCUCUGUAACUUCAUGUUACACACGUUUUCUUUUAGUUCUUAGAGUGACUGAUGAAACAGACAGGAUUCAUUUAAAAGUUGAAUUUUUUAUUUCAAACUGCUUUUUGAAAAAGGUACAUGGCAACAAGAUACAAAAAUACCUUCACCUUUUUCAUGCACAAGUGUGUACAAAUGCACAAAUAUACCAGAAAUGUUUUAAGUUUUGCUUUUACAAACAAUGCAUCAUCAUCAUCAUCUUACCGCAUGUUACCGUUAUCAGUGCCAAGGGUUAAGACAAGCAAUCAGGGGUCAGCUUAAAAAGGUGUGGUCUUCUGGAUUGGACAUACAUUUCUAUUACAGGUCCUGUAAAUCCAAAAUAUGCAAACAGCGGUAAUCUGUGGAUUUUUCCUGGAUGCUCAUCUGGAUUCACUCACUAAAGCAUGACCAUCAGGGAAUCCUGAUUCAGGGUUGUAGGUGAUCAUUAGUAACACGCUGGAAAGUUUUAAUAUAUGCUCUUAAACAGUUGUGAUGAGGGAUCUGUGCUUGAUCUGUACCACUAAUUUGAGUUGCUGCUGUUUUAUACAGUAUGUGCCUGUUAUUAAUUGUUUCAUAGCUACACUUGAACUGAGAGAACCUGCUGUCUUUAAAAACAAAGAUAUUAACGUGAAACACAAGUGACACUGUCUAUAGGUCAAAAAGUAAAAAAAAAAAAGUGUUAAAACAAACAUACUACAUGAUUUCAUAAUGUAAAUGGGAGUUGAAGUAACGGUUGUGGAAAAAGUCACAGCCCAAUAAGACAUUUACAUUCAUUUUCUUGUUAAACACUGAAUUUGACCACAACUCCUCAGGGUGAAAAACUUCUCUUCAGUUUGAGAGGUGAAUUCAACUCCAGUUGAAUACUCGCUGCAGUAAAUCAUGUCUCAUAUCCUCAUAAGCUCAACAGUGGGAGUCGAGUUUGUUCAUGACUUUAAGUAAUGUGAGGUCUAAAUUCUAAAGCAGCAUUUUUUUUUAUCCAUGUGAGCAAAGAUGCCCCAAAUCCCAAACUUCACACAUCUAAUCAUUCUAUGGAGGACAAACUAAACUUACAUGGUGUUAGACAACCAUCAAGUUCUUGUCUCUGUCAUAUCACUCAUACAUUGGCACUGUUGCCUUUUCUUCAACAGUCUUUAUUCUUUAAAUCAAUGGAUGCACAGUUAGAGAAAAAACAAAACUUAAUGGCUACAAAAUAUUUUGUCAUUCAUUGCAUAUGGAUGUAAGAUGUACAGUAUUGGCUUUUUAGGAGUUAAAAAUGGUUAUCACAGUUUCAGAAACGUAUUGAGUUCAUGCUAGUUACGAUCCAAAGCUUGUAAGCUUUAUAGUUGAUGUUAUUUGAUGUGUUUGCUGGAGCUCUUUGGUGGUUAUGGUUUCCCUACUUCUAUCUACCCCCUCACUGCUCAUCUUUGUAGCAGUAGACGCCGUAAGACUUGACAUCUUUGUCAGGGAAUCCAUGGAAGCGCACUGCAGCUUCUGUGGGGCUGCAGUUCUUGCGAGGCCUGGAGAUGGGGUAGCGAACACUUCCAUCAGCCAACCAACCAGCAUCGCAACGGUCAUAACCCUCAAGCUUCCAGGCUGCGUACAUGUGGCCCACAUUGGCGAUCUCUGCACCAUCAUCUAUGCAUGCCUGCACAGCCUCGUCAAAGGUCAGUCUGUCGGGUUGAACCAGCCAGUAGAAACGUCCUGACAGAAGUGAAAUGGUAUAUUUGUGAUAAAUGAAUUCGAGAAGAAGCAAAUAUGUUAAAUUUAUUCUAUCAAAUCAAGUUAGCCCACUUGACGUAUAUGUACUGAAACCUUAGUCUAAAAUGUGAUGACUGGGACAAGCCUAACACAAAACUAAUAAAGAAUUAUGAAAACUUAUGAUAUCAAUACGGAAACACUCACCAUUCAGUGGAGAAGCAAAGCAGAAGACAUCGAAGCGGCUAUUUGUUUUGUCGCGGUUGCCGUAGUUUCUAACUCCUGGUCCGUUUUUGGUGCCACCACAAGGAGCUCUGGGUUUGACGAUUGGAUACUGCACACUACCAUCAGCCAGCCAGCCAGCAUUGCACCAGUCAAGUCCAUCCCUCCAGGCACCUUCGAGCUGAUCAUGGGUGGCGAUAGUUGCAUUUAGGUCUGCGCAGGUCUGGACAGCUUCAGCGUAGUUCAGGUUGUAACGGCCCCCAGGGUGAGAGUAUGGGAACACAACGCCUGUGUAAAGCCGGAGAGAUGACACAAAUGGGAUAUAAUAUUUUAAUAUUUCAGUGAGUUUUUGAUAUUAUGUUAGUUAAAGAUGGCCUAUUAGUAAUUUGCUUACAUAAAUUGUGCUUGUCUGACCCACUGCUGGAAAGAAAAGAUAGUCUUGUGCAAACUGGAUUUGAAAGUCUGCUGCAUUUAUGAUCAAAGCAAAUUAGGAAACUACUUUCAUAUGGAGCCAACAAGAGAUGGUAAAAUAUUCAUUCACACUAAAAACUGAGUCUGCACAUCAAUACAGUCCAAAUCAAGAGAAGUAUAUGUGCAUGAUGAUGAAGGUUUAAUAUUCAGAAAGGCUCUGAUAGUUGAUAUAUCAAGUUUCACUUCAGUAAAUCACUAACUGUUCUCCAGGAUUUGCAAUGAAGAUGUGAAAACUGUAUCAGAGUCAGAGGGUGAUUUUGUUCAUGACGCUUUCCUUUUACACUCCACCCAAAUUGAGCCUUCACACGUGUGAAAAAAGAUCAAUCUGGGUGGAUGGGAGCUGCCCUUUGGCUCUGGAAGUGCUCAAACAAACACCAAUGAUUGAACGUGUUGUCAACAAAGGUUUGAAGAGUUUGUGAACAAAUAUGUGAGUAACCGUUUUUCUUUGGCACUUUUGAAAAAGGAGACAGGUUAGAGAUCAAAAAUUCUGAUAAGUGAGACGGGUGUAUGAGGAUAUGGACCAGAGGAGCGGAAAAGGAGUGUUUCUGCACACUCAUCUUGAACAGAGUUCAAAUGUAAUCAUGACUGAAUCAUCACAGUGGUUUGGAUAAAUCAGCACAAGCUGUCUGUUUUUCUUCUCCACAGAAAAAGGAAAUAUGGAUGUUUUCAAUAACUAGAGACAAGAACUUUGCAAAGGGAGAAGAUCAAUCCAGCAUGCAUUAAAAUCAGAGAAAGGAAAUUUAAAAUGACUAGAACAAGAAAGCAACAAAUGUCCUCCACAAUUUCAUUUCAGCUCUUACUUUGAAGCCCAUCCCCAACCCAGGCCUUGAAUAAUAAAUGUACAGAGAAGGAUUUACCUUCAAGGGCAACAACUCCAACUUCCAGUUCAACAUCGAUCAUGGUGUCAUCCAUCCCAUUGAUGAUCUCGCAGCGGUAUUUUCCGGUGUCGUCUUUGGAAACCUCGUACAUUAUCAAGGAGGCAUCUUCAUUGUCAAGCUCUUGCAGAAAGACACGGUUCUCAAAGCUUCCGUAGGUCUUCUUGUGGAAACCCAUGGACAACAGCACAUCCUCAUUCAGGGACUCGUCAUCUGCCACUUUGGUCCAUUUAACUCGGAUACCAACCAUACCAAAGGAGGAUGAGUCGUGGGCCAGGAGCCGACAGGGCAGGGUAACAUUGGCUCCUACAUCGGCUAUAACCUUAGCUGGAAUAAAAGAAAACAUUACAUAACUUAACUGAGGUUCGGUGGUAAUUUGGCGUGUGAUCCGUGGAACUAAAGUGAAAAAAUAAUAGCCAAUGGUGCAUAAAUCUGUGUGAUGAUUUCUAAGAUUGCUUAAAACUGAGGCAGUUUUGAGUACACCAAAUCAAAAAAGGCCUAAAUAUAUGUGAUAUAUUAUCACGUUAGUUCCACAGUAUGUUCUGGUAUGUUCACUGUAUAAUACAUGUGUUUCAGAUGUGCAGUUACAGUAAGUGUAUUUGUCACAGAUGCUAUCAAAGAGUCUGGGUGUUUCUUGUUUGGUUUAUUAGAUACAGGUUGGACACUAGCCAGUCUUCAGCCCCCAGAGCCAAUCUUCCCCUUCACUCUCCUUCCUGCUCUCCUCAGCGUAGGCACUUAUAAACCUUUAGCUCGAAGCAUUAACCCUCAACAUACAGUUUUUAUGUGUCAUCUGCUCCGUCUGAUUUUUGUUAGGUACCAAGUGGAUAACAGGAGAAGUAAGCAUAAAGCAUUGUUAAUGAUAUACAGAGUUGAGCUGUCAUCAUUAUUUUCCCCUCUGUGUAUUUACUCUGUGCACUUUCAUUAUAUCCUUUCUGUCUAAGCCGGACCACCCUUUAAAUCAAAACAGCAGGUCAUUUGUGUCUCGCCGCGGGUUCCCACAAUCUCCUUGACCCUCAUGUUUAGACCUCACAGGGCUUGCUUAGUUAAGAAGACCCUGGCCAGCGAGGGGUGGCCUGUGCCAAGCAAUAAUAAGCACCAGAUGGACGGAUGGAUGUGAUCCCUAACACCCAUCCCCCCCACAGGUACAGCUUUAUGAGCCAACUUCGUAGAGGGGUUUAAACUAUAUAAUGCCCAGGAGUUGUAAGACAAUAAAGUUAUUAGACGAAUAAGAGAAUAAAUCACUCUUGCAGACACAAAUAUUAGUCUUAUGCAACAUGCUGUUUUUGGUGUAAUGGUUCAGUCUCUUGAAUGUCUGUAGUCAGUAGAAGAAGCUGAACUGAUUUAUCUUACUGAUUUGAUUUCUCCACCCUUACCCAGUAUGGAUAAUCUGUCCAACCUAGUCAGCCUCUUUUCUGACUCAAAGUAAUGUGUCUGGGUGUCUCACUUUAGCAGCCCUGCCUGCAUAAUAACCAAAUAGGAAGUACAGGGAACAAUCACAGUGCCUGGUUUGCUGCAUUUCACUCUAAUCAACCCGUAACCCCAACCCCCAAAACCCAAAUGCACCCACUGACUUUUAACAAACUCAGUGCCAAAACUGUCCCAGUCUGCCUUUCUAACCUCACAGUGGGUGCUUGCCUAGACUCUGUUCAGCGCUGUUCAGAUCAUUAAUAUUGAGCUUUCCCUCAGAAGGAUUUAAUUAGCUGAAGCACUGCUGACAGACCUAAUCUACCCUUCGGUCUAACUUCAUGCCAUUUUUCUUCCAUCUUUUAUUAGACUGCAGUACUUCUCAUAUGGCAGAGACUCCUUCUACCCAAUCGUCCCACCCAGUAGCCUCACUGACUGGUCAACAAGAUGCCAGGUAUUUUAUGAGUAAAGAAACACCUUUUAAAAACUUCAAGUUACUCAUGUCUUCGAAAGCAUUUGCGAUUCCUCAAUGCCUGUUCUGUCAUUGAGGAAUGACUCAAGCUCCCUGAGCCUCAUAAACUCUUAGCAUGGGUAGCAGUUGGAUAGAGUGUGAUUGAACCUAAGGGGUCAAGGAUGACUAAACUGUUCAUCAAACACCCUGGCAAAAGUGAUGGCCAUGGUGACGUCAAUGGUAGCUUACCAGAUGUGGUGCCAUCCAACAUUAACACCUAAAAUUUUCUCAGGGAAUCAGAAUAAAGGGGUACAUUGUACCCUUUUAUGAAGGUACUUUUCCAUCCAAAGAUUACAGUAAAAACAGAUGGAUGUAGUUUGUGAUCUUUAAAUGUAAGAUGAAAGGAAGAAACUGUGAAAUUUCACAGCACAAUGCAUAGACACUAUCGCUGGGUUUACGGGCGUUAACAUUAUGUAUGUCCAGAAGUGAUAAGUUUCAAAAUCGUUCAAAGAUAGACUAAUGUUUAGGUAAGAAAACACCCAGUUAAUAGUAAACAUAGAGUUUACUAGUCAGCUAAUUAACUUUUCCAAAUUGAUUUAUCAUCAGCAACACCAGCCUCCUGUGCAUUUUUCAGAUUAGCGCACACAUGCCUGUGCUGGUUACAAGUUGCUCUGGUUGAAUGUUCAAAUGCCAGAUCAAAAUAUCAUCUAUUGUCUGUGCCUGUUUACAUCCUGAUAGUAGAGCACCAAAAUAUUGUAUCCACAGCUGUUAGCCCCACCUAAUGGCACCCCACCUAACUCCAUUAAACUGAAAAUAUUAAAGAUUUCUUUAGCUAGCUGGUAAAUCUGGUCCUAGCUUGCAAGCGUGUGAACAUUUAAUCAGUUAGCCAACUAAACACACACAUCUCCUGUAAGCAUAUUGACUUCAUAUUGUAUAAAUCACAACAUGAAAGCAUUUAAAAACACUCUGAGACAUAUGGCGUACUCUGGAACACAUUAAAGGUAAUGAUGCCUGUGAGACGGUGGUAGCAGACGGAGAAACAGGCAUGUUGAAAGUAAUUCCACACUCUCUUCCUGCUCCUGCAGUAACCGGCAGACACAUGUCCCACAGGAGAAUGUGGCCCCGACAGUGUGGGGCACACUACUCUCAUAAAGUAACAGCCUGUUGUGUGUACUUAGUCUUUCAGGAAGAGAAGGAAGCCUUUCUUUUCUUUGUCACACCUCACACCACAUCCUAUUUAUGUAAGACUCCCUGAAUUCAAAGGUGGUGCUAAAUUGUGCCGUUUUACAUAAAAGUGGGUGGUCAGAUCAGUCUGAAUGGUUGCUAUCUGAAUUUGUUGUGUUGUGUUGCAAAUACGUAAAAGAAACACAUGUGCAUGACAAUUAAAAAAAGACACCCUCUGCAGCUGAAGCCAAGACCUACUGAGAUUUUAUGACUGAGCACAAUCCACUCUCAUUCUUUUAAAAGUUGUAAUAGCAAGUGAUUGGAACCAUCUGCUUCUAUGUAACGCUGAAUUGUAAAUGCACAACAAUACAGCGGUCCAAGUCUACUCGCUGACCCACAUUUUCUGGAACCUCAUGGGCCUAAUGAUGCUCUUAAACCCUUAGGUAUAAUUUGCGCUCCAGGUGAUUGAAUGAACAAAAUGUUAGUGUACUGGCUCACAUCCUUCUUCAAUAAAACGGUACCAGUAACCAGAGCACAAGCUGCAUGUUUUAAUCAGCUUGAGCAUAAUGUGCCACACCCUCUGUCAGGGCAGCUCGUGGUGACACGCAUUUCCAUGUCCCACAGCGUUCUUCUUCUGCCGCAUCUGGCUUGCCAGUGUCAAUAUGGAGAAAGAAUUAACUAGCACAGCUGGGAUAAACACAGCAGACUUCCUCCUACACUCCAAUUCCAGUGAAAUCUUUUCCUGCUUUCUAUCAGAGAGCAAACAACAACAUGGGUGUGUAUCUAUACCAGGGUACAUGGGAAAAAGGUAUCCAGGCUAACAUUUUGAGUCGUGCUAAUUGACUUAAAUGCAAUGGCGCCAAACAUGGCAUCUUAUCUUUAAGAUGCCUAAAUAUAUUCUAAAACCCAGCCCCAACCUCUUUUUCAGUCAAGCCCCUUUUCCCACCCAGCCCUUAGCAACCAGGCCAAGCCUCGGUAACCAACAACUACUGUAAGCAUUACACUUAACAGACUAUUACCUCACAGGGAAAAACAGAGUCAUUUGGCUUCUGUUCAGCCUGGGACUCUAUAUGUUUGGCUUUGGGUCGUUAAUCUUAACUCUGUUCCUGUCAGGCUGCCUGUUACUGUGGCAGAUGUCCAAAAACUCCCAGUGCCAGAGUGAGUCAGUAGGUAUAAGGACAGGCAACACCCCAUGAUCAGACAGAGAAUGCACUCCUCAUAUGGCUAAUAAAUCUGCACUGUAUGGAACAAUGAUUAAACUGAGCCAAAGCUUUUACGUAACCCAGACGGUGAGGUCAUGCAUAUAAAUAUAUACGUACAGUGUAUACACAAAACACAUGUGACUUUACUGGCCAAUAGGAUGAAAUUUCAUGUUUGGAUUAAGAAAAAGAAGCUCUCUCCACCCACAGUGAAUAUUUUCCCCACCCAGGAGCUAUUUUCUCCCCUCUCUGAGGUAAGAAAGCUAAAAAAUCCCUAAUUCGACGUCUACUGAGUCAGCUUGCAAAGCUGCUGAAAGCACAUUAAAUAUCACUCUUACACAUGAAAGUUUUCAUUCUAGCCUGCCAGUUUUUUUUCUUUCUUUCACCACAGAAAUAAAAAAGAUGCAUGGUUUCAGAGCAUCUCAGAGUUUCAUGCUGAUGCAGGUGUGAUUCAGAAUUUUAAUAGGCUUAUGAUGGAGUGCAGGUGCCUUCAGAUACGAAUGUUUUCGUUUUUGUUUAAAUUUUCUGCAACAGGAAAAUGAGGAAACACAACAGAUUAAAUCUCAGGGAAAAAAGAUCAAAUCUCCAGACUUUGCCAUGAGAAAUUCUUGCCUUUUUUGUACUUGAACAAAAUCAUCAUUCAAAAAGUUACAAGCCUACUAGCCCAGUUUUAGGGGUAAAACCAGUAGCAUUAGAGGUGUGGUCCUCAUUCAGUCUUGCUGACUGUGUGAGCCUCAGUGAAUUACAGGAUAAUUUAGAGUCUACACUGUGCUGGUCUGAAUGCAGCAGGUCAGUGAGUCAAUGGUGAGUCACACUGUCUGUGUAUGUUUGUGUAUGUGUGUGAUGUACCCCAGAGACGAUCCUGUUACCCAUUUCUACAAUGAACCUGUUGUUACAGGAUUCUGGGAUAUGUUACCAGUUUUUAGCAAUUUCAUCAUCUUUUUCCUCAUGCACAAUGACAAAGUACACACCCACAAAAUUAUACAACAUGCACAGACUCUUAAAUAUUUAACUUUUUUGCAUAAAUAUUGUCUUACCUGAUACUGAGAAGGGAGGGCUUGUCGGCUGGCUGUAUGCACUGCCAGCAACAGUCAGCACGAAUAUUGUAAUGCACAGCAGACUCGUCAUUUUUUUCUUUUUUUUCACACAAAAGGCCCUUUUUAGAAAAGUGGAAAAAUAAAAUUUGAAGAACUAAGUUAUCAAAGUUUUAAAUAAUUUAGGAAAGCCAAAUGUAAACUUAGACAAAUUUGGAUUCUCUUUCAAUUUCUAUUCAUCUAGCUGUCCUUCCUUCUGUCUGUCUUUGUGCAGCAGCCGCCAGUGGUGCUACUGGAAAGUUUGGGCUCUUUAGUGGUCCAGACAAGUGCCUUUUAUUGAAGCUUUGCACGGUUGAGACCACUCCCCCUCCUCUCAUCACCAUGCAUAGCUCUAUACUGGCUCCCCUCUGCCACAUUAUCUUGAAAAACUCCCUCCUCUCUCUUGGGAGAAUGAAUGAUGCAGUUACACUCCAAAGAAUUAGCCCUGCAGAUAAGUUUUGGAGAAAUAUUGGACUGAACUUCAACUAAAAUGACUUGACAGUAAAAAUGACUAACCUAUGAUCAAAUUUAAUCUGGUCACCUUUGUUCUCAUCUGGGGAUUUGUUGAGGCAUAAACUUGAAAUGUUAAAAUGAUUUUGCAUACACCCAUUGUUCCCAGUAUUGUGACUUAAGUAAACUCCUGUUCUUUUUUACUCUGAUUUGUUUCAGUUUUACAUCCUAUCUAAUUAUUAUUUUAACUUUCAUGGCCUUUUUACUUGGCUUUAUUUUAAAAAAUAAUAAAAAUGAGUAUCAUGAAUAAAAACUUCAGCUGUGCAUUACACCAAAUUCUCAAAAUGACCUGGACACUUUCCACUAUUCAUGUACAUGUGUGCUGACUUUGCAGCUUUGUUGGCUUAAACGUGUGUUGGAUGCAAUACCAUUAAAUGUAAAGGGGCCAUAAAAAUGAUGUAUACAGAAAGUCUGCCUUCAGGUUGUACUUUAGCAUGUACUUCUUUGCUUCUUAAAUUUAUUACCCCCCCUUUCCCUCUUUUUCUUUCAUUUCCCCACAGCAUUAAUUCUGUACAUACAAUUUUGUUCUCUUGUCGAGUUUGAACAUUUCCAACAUCUGUAACCAAGUCAGCAGAUCCCCACCCUCCUCACAGUCCGAUACUUGCAGAGUCACUGCAAACUGCAUGUGCACGUUUCUUAGUCUUUUUUUUUUAAAUUGUGGCACAGUUAAGAGAGUACAUCUAGAGGGGGUAGGACAUGGAUGUGCGAACAGUCAUGAGCUGAGGGGGCCUGUGUGGUCUCCUCUAAACGUUUAUUCAGCCGUCCCAAUUGUCUCUGAAGGAUGGUGCAGGGAGUGCAGAAACACGCUGCAGAUGCUGCCCCUGGACCACUCCAUCAUUGGAGUUGUUGCAGCUGGGAAAACCCAAACAGUUUUCUUGCUCUCUGUCUCUCUUUUUCCUUCCUUACCCCUGUCUGUCAAUCCCUCAGACCCCGCAGAGAUUACAUGGUGGGCCCCUGUUGUAUACUCUAAAGUCCCAGCUUGCCCCGGGUACAGCCCCUCGACUCCUUCCCUUAAAACGCCCCAGCCCUCUAGAGAUCUGAAAAACUAUUGCAUAAGACGGUACACUGAGUGAAAUUAUAAACAUGCAUGGCCCCAGUGUGAGGGCACAGAGACUCCUGACACAGAGUGAGUUAAAACCGCUCACCUACUGCAUCAUGGCAGCAUCUGUGAGGUACUCUGAGCAUAUCAAAGGCAAUUGUAGUAAUUUAACCGUUAACGGCAAGAUUGCUGCAUCAAAGCAGACGCUUCCUUCCUUCCCAGCAACCAGCUAUUUGUGCAAACAGAAAAAUCUGGUAAACAUGUGUUUGAAGAAAAUUACCUUUGUGUUACGAUAUCCCCAUGCUGUCCUGCUUGACAAGAAAAUUUAAAAAGGAAAGGAACAGUUUGCAGAAGCUUUGGAUUAACUUAAGCGAGGUAGACACACUGAGCAUGAAAAUAGAGAAUUAAAAGAACACAGACUUUCGAGAAAAAGAGGUACAUGACAAGACAAGAGUUUCUGAUCCAGUUCUACAAAACUGUAAAUAUUAACAUGGUCUACAAAACUACAUCUAAAGAGCUUGGUAGUUUCCAUGAGAACUACAUUACAAUGAAGAAGAAAGUACACAGCUCGUACUCAGAGUGAAAUUACUGUUCCAUCUACAUCUCCUCAGAGCUGUCUGCUCAACGUGAGCUACGAGAGCUUACGUAAUUACAGCAAUUAGCUGCUGCAUGGAGGCAUACACAUACAGCGCUCACUCUAGAUAGAUAGAUUGAUACAUAGAUAGAUAGAUUGAUACAUAGAUAGGUAGAUAGGUAGAUAGAUAGGUAGAUAGAUAGAUGGAUAGAUAUGUAAAGAAAGAGAGAGUGGGGGUGGGGUGGGGACACGUACAAAAGUAAGUCAAGUAAGGUUUUGAACCAUGACGUGGUCUUCUUGAAACAUUUAUAACUGGAGUAAAUUUGCUGUCUGGAAGACUUUAUGUCUGAUGACAUGGCCAACUCCGUAAAGUAGUCUGCAUACAAAUGUCAUGCAAAUUUGAAGCGCAUUAUAUCAUGACAAACAAUGUAAAACAAGGAGUAUGUUUCGGGGCAUUUCAGUCCAGCUCUGUGGUCCAAGUACAAAGAGUUGGUUCACAGAGAUAAUUAAAUGUUGUUUCUGUUCGUAAUUUCAGGGCAAAGGGAGAGAAAGGUUUGCUAACAGCUUGGAAAUAUUACAGACCCCAUGUUGCAGUGAAAAUGGGGACAAAUGAGGGAAAUACAUAAAGAAAUUAUUGUGCAGGGAAGUGAACCACUUCAUCAAGUCAUCUGAGGUGAUGUUAUCCUUUGUUGAUCGUUGAUUUUUAUAAUUUCCUGUUUUAUUUUGAAACUCGCCCUCGCCUCAGUAGACCCUGCCCUCAUUGGACUCACCUGUGUCUUGUUUACCCUCGAUUGUCUUUGUACUUGUACACUGUGUUUCUUCCCUCUUGCUGCCAGCUAGUUGUGUGUUCCUCGGUGUCGCCUUGUUCCAGCGUUGCUGAUUCUUGGAAGUUGUUUCCACAUUUGCUCGCCUUUUUAAAAUCUUCUACUUUUACUGAUGGCCUGUGAAUCGAACAUGGACUGGACUUAGACUGUUUGUUUUAAAACUCUGCCGUGUGAUUUGUGCAUUUUGGAUCCAUCAUUGCUGACUCCAUUGCUUCUGUCAGACAGAGAGUCAGUCAAUUCAGUAAUCACUUUACCUCAGCCAAGCACUGAACAAUCUUUUGUGGUCUUUGUUUUUUUUAUUUUGUAUAUUUAGUGUUUCUGUUUUAUACGUGUCAGUUAAAAUCCACAUAAAACAGCUGGAUGCUAAAGAUCCGACUGUGACUAAAAAGUCAAAUUGAAAACAGAUUUGCAUUUUGUAACUUGCAAACAGAGUAAUUCUACAUCAGAUGGACUGCAGCCUCACAUAAAACAUGUAGUAUACUUGAAAGAAAGGCUUUGAAAUAUAAAGAUGAUUUUGUUUAGGCAAGGCUCCACUAUGUCUCCUCUGAAUGAGACCUCAAGAGGUUAAUUUCUGCACUUGGUGAUGGGAAAGUGACUCGAGGAAAACAUAAGUAAAUACUCCUCUGUUUAAAAACCAGCGGCUCUGGAGAUUAGCGCUGGCAUCUUCACUUUUCCGGCAUUGACAAAAUAACUGAAAUAGUCUGUAUUUUCAUGUCAUACACAUCCCAUUUGUAAGCCCAUGUGUGUACGUUUUUGCAUAUUUCUUAAUACUGCGCAUCUGUAUGUGGACACAUUUGGGAGUACAGAAUGUACUGGCCUGUAUAGAUGUAUAUUGGAUGGCUUGAGCCUGAGAGGAGUCCACCCAGGGUCCCCCUCACGUGUCUCGUGUGUCUGAGCCAAGUCUCAGGGCCAUGAGCACAUUCACAGCUGGCUCUCUGCAAGCUCGGCUCCCACCUCUUGGAUGGGUGUUACGAUCUCUGUUAACAUAUAGCAGCCCUCCGGGUCCCGCCCAUCUGAGGCAUAAGGGGCAGAAUGGCGCGUAGCAUCUGAAAAGUGACUGUGACCUUUGGGACUCUCUUAUAUAAAGCUUUCCAUGAGGCAGGAGAGGAAGGGGUCAGAGCUGAACAAGCAUGGGUUUUCCCAUGUAAGCCAGGUUCACAUUAGCCACCGCCAAACAUGUGGUUGUCAUUAUCUGCACCAGAAGAACAUGUGAUUUGGCUAGAAACAUCGCUAAAGAUGACGCUCCUGUUAAUAAGGCAUUGAUGCAACAGGGAAGUGAGAGUCUGGGGCUUUGAACAACCUGGGUGGAAUGAAUAAGCAAAUAUAUUGCAUGGGUACAUACGUGAGCAGAGCAUCACUGACGCCCCACAGCUGGUGUGUCUCAGAUAAUCCACUCCAUAUCAGAUCACAGAGCAACCAAAAGGACUUGCUUUGUUUUGUUUUCAUCAUGGACUUUCUCCGUCAUCGGAUCCUGAUUAGAGGUGGCUCCACACAUGGUGGCCUUGGUUGGUACUCGGCUCCUUGCGUUGUUCUGCUUGCCAUCAGUGAGAAAUGGCUGAAUGGUGGCCAGGGUCUCAGUGGAAGCAGAGUAGUAUCACUGUGCUUGGGUGUUCAGACAUGUCAUACAUCUGUUUUGCUUUAGGGCAAAAUCACAAUGCAGCAGUGAUGAAACCCAAGACCUUCAAAUUACCCUUCACACCCAAGUGGAUUGAGAGAUCAAAAACCACUUAAAUGUAACAUGACAUUUAACUUGAUGAAUGCCUAAUACUGAGGUCUGGCCUGAUACUUUUGCAAUAUUUCUUUUUAAGUGUGCUGCGAGUUGUUGUUUGAUUUUGUCUCGCAUUACCAAUGGUAUCCUUUAUUUGUUUUUCUUUGGUAGCUAGAAGAGAACAUCAGACCGAGUUGUUAGGCGUGUUUACUUUCUGACUCGAAAGCUUCCGCUACCUGUAAUUUCAUUCCUCACAUUACAUAAGAAAAGAAACUUUCCAAUUCAAUUACAUUAAGUGAAAUGCUGACUUCUCAGCAUGUGUAUAACCCAAUAAAAGGAACAUUCAGUAUUGUGUCACAACGAUAUGGAAGGACUUAGUGUGGCUAGUUUGCUAACAUGUAUUGACACCAGUUUCUGUGCCAGUGGGUGACAGGAUUAUUGUUGGUUUUGUUGUAUGUUAAAGGGAUAUUCCGGCAUAAAACUAAUUUAGGGUCAAACACACCGUAACACCAAGUUAGACACCACCUCGAGAGAUGAAUGUUAUGAUGAAUUUAUGAUUAUUACUUUAUCAUUUCCUUGAAGUAAUAAUCAUCAUAUUAAUCGUUUUGCACUGCAGACGCGGUAGUUCUUCUGUCUUAGCGUCUCGGUCUGAUUGCAUUUCCAUGAAGAAAUGAUCACAAAUGUUCUUCCUUGAGCUGUGUCACCCCGCAGCAGUAAUGGAUUGGCCUGAGGUCUUGCUACAAACAAGCGGCUGCUGGAAGAGAGUUGGUGAGUUGUGUUUAGUCUCUUUGCUAAAUUAAUCAGGCAAAUUCAAAAGAUUUUUGGCUAGUGCUUUGGCUAGGACCCUAUAUUUACUGUUGAUGAAGUUAGGUGCUGUUCUGAGCAUUAUUUGUGGUUAUAGAGUGGCGUUUUGGUUGAGGUCUGCACGUGGAUCUAUAGACAGAUUUGUAUUGCUAUUAUGUGAUCAUUACUAAAGUUGGUAUAACUAGAGAAGCAAGUGGUUGGCAACAUUAUCUCUCGGGGGUGUUACGGUGUGUUUGACCGUAAAUUAAUUUUAUGCUGGAAUAUCCAUUUACUUUGAUCUAAAUGUAUACUUUCUGCACAAAACUAAGAUGAGACUCUUGUGUUUUCAUGUGAGAGUUGUACAAUCCAAAAGAGUUUCGGCAAACUUUGGCACACUGCAGCAGAACACUCUGUCUGGAAAUUAGACCGGGCGUAAUCUAAUCUAUUGUGAUGCAAUCCUCAAGCCUACUGGCAGUCUUCUUUUAAUGAAUCAGCUUUAACUGACGUCUUAAAUAGCCAAGUGCAGCUAAUAAUCCCCUCCUAGAUGUCAUUUCUCAACACCAACUCCCCUUUCUCAUCACAAGCUGCUUUUCAACUGUAAACAACACAAACGCACGAAAAAGCAAUGUCUGCCAGAGGUCCUUACAACACGGUUGAUCUUAAAAGGUUGGCCUGAGCUCGACCAAUCAAAGCUUUUGUCACAGUAAGACAAUGGCUAAUGGUUAAUGUGGUUUAUCUGCUGCCAAGUGACAUCAACUGAAGUGUGGAAGUUAAUAUUUAAAACUUAAUACUUGGGAUUAUGGUUUGAUCUGAUAGCCUCGAAAACGAAAUGGUCAUCAGAUGACCCGUGAGUUUCUAGAUUGCUUGCUAACCACUUAUUGAAAAAAAAAAGGGAAGAAAAAGCACUCUUUUUUUGACUACUUUCCAUAUAGAGUAUUUGUUUUAAAGAAUCACAAUUUAUAUUUAUUUAUGUUUCAGAAUUGUGCUUUUGGCGUGAAUCGAUGCAGGGAGCCAACUUGAAUUCAUCCUCACUGUGUGAAUCCAAAGAUUGAGGCUAAGCCAAGCUGGAGCGCUCUCUUGAAAGCCACAUGAAGGCUUUUGCAUCUUUUUUUUUUUUUUCAGACCCUCCAAAGUUCUGGUCUUGCUGACGCAGCAUGUAAACCUCUGUUUUACUGUAUAUAUAAAUAUGUUCAAUACAACUCACAUGGAAUGCUUUCCACCAUGAGGAAACAUUGGAGUGAUUAUACUGCUGUGUCACAAGCAGACAUUUGUUUCUGCUUUUCUCUCUGUAACUUUUUUGUCCUGGUUCCAUCUGAUGCUUUGCCUGCGCUUGGCUGCCAAGCUCACACCAGGGGGCAUGUGGGUGUAUGGCUCUCUGUUAGCCACAGCUGCAGCAGACUGUGGGAGAGGCUGUGCUGUAACACAUCUUGAGCAAUUACGCCAGUUAUGUCAGCUUACAAAAUUCUAUGUUGACAAAAAUUGCUGUCCACCUUAUGGUGCAUGAAUUCUAAUGGGGAGAUUUCACUGUCAACAAGCAUUUUUUUGACAAAGCAAUAAAAGAAAUUUACUGUACCAAUAUGGAUCACUCAAGAAAGGCCGAGUGAUGAAACCAAUUAUUUCUGAAAGGCCAUAUUUUCUGAAUGACAGAGGUGGCCUUAGAUGAAGAACACUAACACUGGUACAGUGAUUUUCUGAUUAGUGAAAAUGAGAGUGGUUAGUAAUGGAAAUGGUAAUCCUAACCGCAAUUAAAUCAUCAUUCGCUGUAAAAACUUCACAAGUAAGGGCGUGUGGCAGACACACACAAAAACAGUCAACCACUGUUGUUCAGAGAGCACACAGAAAGUACCUGAGUUGUCAGUGACUCAGAGCAGCAUACGUACAUCUGAGUCAUGCCUCACAAAAUCAGUGGCGCAUGGUCUGUGUGUAUAGUAUGGCACAACUGGAAGCUGCAGCUGGAUUCAUUUGACCCUCGUUUGAGGUGAGCUAAUGGAGUCCUGGUAGCUACAACACUGUGAGUAACACUCAGAGAUUGCCAUGCUGCCGCGAAAAAUACAAGCCUCCUUUACAGUCUCCAUCAUUUACAAGAACAGGGAAGAGGAAAAGAUGAGAAAGCCUCAGUCAGAAGGGAUAAUUACAGAUGACUAAGUCUGUCACUGUGAUAUCGAGUUUUGAUGUGAUUCACAGGCAAGAGUUUUAGUUUCGCAUCUGCUCUUUUCCGAAUCUCAUGAACUAUAAAUCUCUAAAGGUGAUGAAAUCGACCAUAAAUUUUGGAAUUUAACAGCUGAAACCAAAUGUUUCUCAAACUUUGUCGUUGAUGGUUUAAUCUUCAGCUCCUCUCAAAUAUCAAAAAUCUUAAAAUUUGCAAAUUUCAUCCCAAAUGGCACCCACUUCAUGGGUUCAGUCUUCGUGCUUUUGGACUAUUUAAUUACAUCAGACCAGCUUAGUUUGAACUUUUCCAAGCUUGCACUUCAUCCAUAGUUAUAAGGGGCACACACUUAAAAAGUGCUCUUCAAAACCAGCCAAAUUACUUCCUUGAUCGCAUCAGAUACAGUCCAAAUAAGUGUUACAGUUUCUGCUCCAUGUGAUCGAGUUAGACUACAUUAUCGUACUGAACUCACAGAAACAAACACAAAAGAGAAAGUAGGCUAGAUUAAUAAGAGAUACUCACUGCACUGUAAUGGGAAUAAAAUGUGAGCAGGAACCUGAACUGUGGGAAAAGUGGGUGGCAAGAUCCAAACCACCCGCAUAAUAUUUUAAAGCAAUAACAGAAAGUCUCUUUUAAUGUUGUAAACUCCAUAUAGAGCCAUGUAAAGGUAAACAGAAAAGCGCAGUGGAAACCUAAAUGUAAUUACAGUAACAGUCAAAGCCAGCACAUUUCUCCAUGGGUUUUCUGGGUUGUAUUCACAGACCACUCUGGCACAGUUGGAGAAUUCAUAGCUGCUCUGGGAAAUGAACACACCCAGUGUAGACGUUGCUGACAGGUAUGUUUAGUUUUCUUUAAGUAAAAAUGUUAACAGGAAUACUGAGACUCAUAAUGCGUCAUGAUUUAAAUCAUUACCAGAUUGACACCCUUUAGUGUGUCCUGCACACUACUUUCUUCCAUAUUACUCAUCUGUACAUUGAGCAACCUCUCCUGAACUUUGAGUCAGAGCUGUUGAAAUUCCUGGAAAUGCAGCAUUACUAUCGCUUAAGUUGUGGAGAUAAAAAGUAAUGUCUUAUCAUGCAGGUAUUACUGGCAAAUCCUUUUUUCUGAGUAAAAGCAACAUUCCCGGAUUUCCUUUUAUCACCAUGAAAUCAUUAUCACCCAAUUGAAUGUACUUAAAGAGAUCUACAGUUUAAAGGACUACAAUGGGUUUUGAAUGCUCUAUUGAGCAAAAGUAAGGCCAGAUGCCAAAAUGUGGUUGGAAACAUCUUUAGUCAAGAGGAAGUUUCAGCAUCAAAUGACAACCCAAAGGCCGGAGUUUAGGGAGAUACUUUGGGUGGAUUCAUGGCAAAUGAUUGCACCCUCAACAAUUUAAUGAAUAACACAGGAGCCAGCACUGCAGCCACAUGUGCUUUUCCUCAAGAUUGAUUUAGGGAGCCAAUAAAAGUCAUACAAUCCAUGUAGACUUCAGAGUCCCAACCAGAGCUCUGGCCAAGGACAGGGGCUGGGUCACUCAGCCACCUGGCAUUGUGAAGAAAAGACAGACCUCACCUUCAAUCAGCUCUCUGGCAUGAUGUUUAGAUUGCACAAACCGGAAAAAAAAGAGAGGAAAAAAAAAAGAAAAAAACAAAAAGGGUUGUUAGCAUCCAUUUGCAGAUUGAAAACAGAUGGUGUCCAAACUCAAAGUGCUGCAUGAUCAAAAGUAAAAGAUGUUUACGAAAAUGUCAGAAGUUAAAACUCCUCUGACUUGGGGGGGGAUCACACACUUGACAAGAAAGAGAUGGAAACUGUCAGUUAACCAGAGGAUCUUAGGAGAGAUUUUCACAGUACAGCUGGACAAGCAAGUAAGUCUUCAAGAAAAACUGCGUCGAUCUCUCCCAAGCUGAUAGUACGGUAGAGUUAUUGAUACCAUAUGUUUUCAGGGGCUGAAGUUUGGGACUUGAAGGAACAUCGCACAUGAAAAAUGGCUUUAAGGUAAACUGUAGGAUUUGUUUUAGGGCCUGUGUUUAACAAAGAGCCGUAAUUACUCCAGAACAUUUUCUUCAUUUAUAAUCGAUUAGACAUAAAACCCAUUUAGUGAGCCAAACAGAGGAAACAGUGACAAGUGCAGGCCCCAAGUUCAGUGUCGCCGAGUACCUCUGCAGAUGUUCAGAAUAAGGUUCUCACUCUUUCGCACUCACUUAGAGCUAAUACUGUGGAAAGCUUAUGCCAAAAUACACAACUCCACCAAGGAAGGAAAUCAAAUAGACUCAAAUUUAGAUCUAAUAUAUUAAAAAAUGGGCAGAAUUCUUACAGGCUUCUUUUAACCAUAGUUGCAUGGUCUUCGUUUACCUCAGGGUGGAGAGCUUUUAAACAAUUUCAGCAUCAUAGUGCUUUGUCUGCGUUGAAUUAAGGAGUCCAACAAAUCUUAUUACUGCACUAUUUCCUGGUUUAUAUGGUAAGAAUGAGAGAGCGAACAGUGACUAGAUCUAAUUUCAAGUUUCAACAACAUAUUUGACAACCCUAAGCAACCAUUAGACAAUGGCUAAAGGUAGCGUUCAGCCACUUGCCUAUGCCUCAGUUAACUAUGAAUUGGCUGUGUGCUACUAUGUUGCCCCUCAAAAAAAAAACUGUAGAAAAAGCAUCAAUCCGCAGAUAUAAGUAGAGUUAGCAAGGAAGUGGUUGAAUGUUUUCUUUGGUAGCAAAGGUUCGCCUUUUGAAUCCAUUUUUUAUUUUGAACAUAGAAACACUAAAAUUACAAUUCUCGGUUGUAUUUCAGGUUUCAACAUAACCUGAAACGCAGGUGUGCGAUAUCAUAAAAUUCAGACUUUUCCACCUGAAGAGCUAAGAGAAAUGGUUGGCAUAUGAACAUACCCCACUGCUUGAUGUCAAAAACAGGCGUAUGGAAUAUGAGCAUUCAAGAUUAAAUGACUGCUGCACAAAAGCUGGAAGUGCUGAGAAACGUCCCAGCACAUAAAUCAGCAUCAGGGUGCAAUGCAAUACUGACUUGAUGGAAUAGAUUAGACAAAGGCUUUAUAGGUGAUUCAGACUAUUUAUUCAUGACCAGUGGUCAUGAAAUGUACCAUAAAUGCAUUUUUUUCCCAUCAGGCUUGAAGGUUAUAUUCAUUAAACUGUCUGCAGGAGGUUAAUAUUCAGCUGGAUUGGAGUAAAUCGAGGAAACGCUCAGUCUGACAGGCUUUCCUUUGCAUUUGCGAGCCUCGACGCAUCUGUGAGGGCAGAAUAGAUAUUGAUAAAUUAAAUGUUUAGCACACAGCCACCCAACACAGCUUCCCCCACUCAACCCCAACCCAACAGCCCCCACCCCCUACUGCACACCAUCUCUUCUCACAGAGGAUCCUUUGUGUAACAGGAAGCAGUGUGAAAAGGGAGAAGAAAUGAGAGAGGAAUGAAUUCGUUCCAUCGUCUCCUCUUGUCGAUCCUGCUGAACAGACCUCUGUUUGACAGGAAAUAAUCCUUUGGAUGGAGGGAUGCUUGUAAACUCUAUUAAUCCCUCAACAUGGCUGGUGUUAUCAUUACAGGCCAUGACUGUGUUGCUGGCUCUUCCAUCCCCAUCUCCAGUCUAUCGCUGGAUUACAUUAGCAUGUGAGCCAAAGAUUUUCACACGUUUUAGCUCCUUUUUCCCAAAAAAAUCUGAGACUCAAGCCGGUUACGAGGAAGGAAGAAACAACUAAACAAAAACGGCAAUCAACAAAACAUGCUAAUGAGAAGAACAAAAUGAGGCCUGAAACAAAGACUAUCACUGUCACGGUUUUACUUUCUCUCAUUACUGGUUUUAUAGCAAUGCUGGAGGUUUUCCCUGCCUUCAAGGAGGCAAAUGCUCUGCUCUUGUAGACUGUGUACAAAAUCUGUGCGGCUGUGAUCACACUCCAAGGUUAAGUACGGAGGUUAAGGUUAAAUGAUUCAUAGGGACAUUGACGUAACCAGACAGGCUAUAAAGUCUUCGUAAACAGUUCUGAGGGCUUCAAAUAACAGAAUAAUCCUGGGGCUUUUAUAAGGGUGCCUUAAAUCACCCCACCCACCCAAAGGAUGACUAAACAGGAAUUGAAACUGUCUUUUUUUGUGGGUAUCAACCACUGAAUUCCUCUAGCGUUUGGGUGUAUCUGUGAAUGUUCCAGCUGUGCACUUACUAAACAGGAUGCAUCUUACGUUUGUUUUCUUCUCAUACUGCUGUGUAAACACACCUCAACGAAAGUGCUAGAAACAAGGGUGGGCCAGAAGGCCGAGGUUUCAGGACCACCCUACAAAUCUACAGCCCUUGUAUAGACUGGAAGGCCAACCCCAAAACCUCAAAUGGGUGCAGGGACAGUGUUAUGAUACAGUGCCCAGCUGUUCUCAGUUUCCACAGGGACAAACCUCAAGAUGUACAACAACUGAGGAAACGUUAGGCUUUAGUCGAAACUUUCAGAUAGGUUGCUGUGACAUAAUGUAAUAUAAUGCUUCUUUUUUUCUUCACCCGAAGCAACAAAUCAGUAAUAUGUCUUUUUACUUUGGCUACAUUGGUUGCCAACUUACAGAUCACAGAUGGACCCCUCAGUGUGCUGUAUAUGUUCUCUCUGACAAGAAAGAAAGAAAGUUCCCCCUGGUGUAGUGAAACAUAAAGUUAUGAUCCAGAAGUUGUUCUUCAGUCUGAUCCAAGGACGUUCAGAUUUCAGUCAUGGCUUUCCAACACUGCUGUGUUCUGGACAAAGUGACUAUUCUCAGUUACAGCAGGGCUGUGUAACGCUCUCUUCAUCCCAUUCCCUUCUUUAUUUCACUUUACAGUCUGUUCCUACUCCACCCUUGCCCUUUCACACAUCCUUUCUUCACCACCACAAACCCAAUACCCUCCCUUGUACUACUCCUCCUUUGCCAAUUAGGUGGAUAUUACUAUACAAAACAGUGCCAUUUAAUACUAAAAAAAUACUGUUAGCCACAAAGAUCACCUAUAGAACAUAUACUACAGGAUAUACAAGGGAGAUGAAAAUUGGAUACAUGACUCACAGGGUCUUGAAUACAGCAGUCUUUUUAUUCACUCCUGUCCUGCCCUUACAGCUGUUUUAUGGCUUGUUCUAAUGUAUCUCUGUUCUGAAUCAGCCUGGAUGACUUUGCUGUAACAUUUUAACAUGAUGUGGUGCUUCCAUGUUCUGUUCUCCAACACUGCAAUAUGUGAAUAGCUUCCACAUGUAUCCUACAGAAGAGGGUAAAGGGAACGUCAGCGAGUGAGAGCUGAAAAGUGAGGCAGCCUCAGAUCUUAAUGUAGAGUGAUAACUGUAGAAAACUUCCAAUAAAAACUGUAAUGUGCUAACUUUAAGGACAAACCAAGAGCAAGGUUGAGUUGAUUCACUGAAGAUAAGAAUGAAAGUAUACCUUUUUCUGUGCAUGGAGGCCCAGAAGUGCAGAACAGGGGGACUGGUGAGUGUGCUUUUCAGCCUCCCAGGAAGAGCUUACCCUAGGGUGCUGGAAAGGAAGCCCUGGCAGAUGGUCGAACCUUGGAUGCAGGAGGAACACUGCGGAUUUCACCCUGGCCGUGGUACAGUGAACCAACUCUUUACCCUUGUGAGUCCUCUGGAGGGGGCAUGGGAGUUUGCCCAUCCAGUUUGCAUGUGUUUGGUGGACUUGGAGAAGGCUUGUGGUCCCCCAGGGGUUUUGUACGUGGGGGGUCCUGUGGGAAUACAAGGUUCUGGUGCCCUUACUAUGGCCAUUCGAUCCCUGUAUGACCGGGUGUGAGAGGUGUGUCUGCACAAUCAGCAUAAAGUUGGAUUUGUCCCCAGUGCAUGUUGGCCUCAGCCAGGGUUGCCCCUCAUCAUGAAAUCUGUUUGUGAUUUUUAUGGACAGGAUUGAGAGGAGCAGCCAGGGAGGCCUCAGAAUUCCAUCUUUGCUCUUUGCAGAUGAUGUGGUGACUUCUUAAGGUGGCGCCCUCCAGAAGGCACUGAAGCAGUUUGCAGCUGGGAUGAGUGGUAGCACCUUCAACUUUGAGGACAUGGUUCUCUGCUGGGAAAUGGUUGAGUGCUCUCUCUGGGUGCGGAGCAAGUCUUUGCCCCAACAAAGGGAGUUCAAGUAUCGUGGGGUCUUGUUCAGGUGAAAUGGGUUUUGAGAUUGACAGACUUUUCUACCGUGUCAGCGGUACUGUCGGCAUUGUGCUGGACUGUUGUGGUGAAUAGAGAGCUGAGCCUGGAGUCUGAGCUUUUAAUUAACCAGUUGACGUACCUUUACCUAUGGAUAUGACUGAAAUGAUGCAUUGAAAGGAGUCAGAUGAGGGCAUUUAAUAAAGAUACCUCUUUUUUAAGGUGUUCCAGGUUAAUAUAUGUAUUCACAAUUUACUGCAAUUUAUUUAUAUGUGCACAUGUAUAUAUUCCAUGCCAACCAUAUGAAAAUUAUUGCUCCUGUUUAGCCAUCCCAGUCACAAUUGUACAUUUUCAAAAGCAUACAGCAGUGAGCCGCCAUUACUGCAUUUCAAAUAGGAUGUUCAGUGCACAAACAAAACUUGGAGGGAGAAUAAUAGGAUAAGAUGUUGAAGGUAAAUCUGGGGAAACCCCUGUGUAUUGUAGCGUUCCCUCACAGGCAGCGGUGAACCAGCAACGUUCCACUUCACCUGCUCUCUUAAUGAGAAAAACAUGCAGAACCAAUCAAGAGACUGUGUGUGGAACAGUAAUGCUCUUUGUGUAGCGCUGGUUACCAGAGUUUAAAAGAGCAUUUUACUUCAAAGAGCCACUGUGAGACCAUGACAUACUUUGAGUAAAGAUGGGUGGAGAUCGGUUUUGUUGCUCUCUGAGUUCAUAUUAAUAAUCUUUCAUCCCCCUCGUAAAAUGAACCAGAUGCUGCCGCUGAAAAAAACAAGGCACACCAAUCUGACAAUAGAGGCGGUUACAGGAUGAAGUUAUGAAAAUCAUUAAGGGAUCCCUCAUGUACUGGGAAAGUUGGCCUCUGACAGAAAGAAGGUAAAAGCCUUCAUGUUGAUAUGAUUAUCCUCCUCUAUGGGGUCUACACUUCUGAGAGAAUAAUACUCCUGGACUGGACCACGUGUGUGCUCUGUUCCCUGCCGGGCAAUAAACCUCAGUGGCUACUGAACAUUGAGCUGUUUCCAAUCUUUUCCUCUGCCUUUCCCAUCAGCAGGUAGUAAUGUGACCGAAACACGAAGUCCUCGGAAACCUGUGUAGGAUCAGUGUUAAAAACAUUAUUGAGGAAGCUCAGUUAGUGAGAAAUGAACAGUUUUAUGUUGUUUUUCACAGUUAAUAAAGCUAACAAUGAAAAAUAAAGAGAGCAGCAUGAAGAUUAGUAUUAUUAGGUGAACAAUCAGAUGCAAAAUAACAAUAAAGGGCUGGUUUUUGGACUUUUGGAAGUGGACAUACAAGAUGUAUGUAAGCAUCAGGACUUUAGACUACACAGUGCUGUGGAUGGGCAUUGGUAUAAAACAUACUAAAGCCACUUGGAGUCAAUUUUCUGUGAGCUGUGUGCUAUUUUUCACCUUAUCACCUUUCUGAUCGUCACUUUCUGUUAGGAAAAAAGCUGCCAACAGUCUGAAAAAAUCCCUCCUAGAGCCACAUAACCUCCCGCUGGGGGUUUCACUUUGAUGUGCUUUUUGUCACUUUCAGUAACUCCACUGAAUUAAUAAGACAACACACCAGAUCGGUGGAUUUUUACCAAGAGAUUUGGGCCUUUUUUCAUAUAUUUCUGCUUAGACUCUGCAUAAAUUUGCUUGUUUCCAAACAUCUACACAUGCUCACAUUAUGUAAGGGUUUGUUUAACCUGAUGUAUGUGAAAUGGCAUGGAGUGUGAGUUCAUGGCAGCAGGCACAGAGGCACAGAAGUGGCACUAUGUCACAAACUCUAAUGGAAGUAUGAAAUAAUAAAACAUAGGGAGCAACUUCCUGUUUUAGCAGGAUAUUUUCUUAUUAAGUUUUUACAGUUGCUGUGUGUGACCACUCAGGUUUAUUCUUUUAGGAUUCUGCUUGACAGUUGACCCCAUUUAGUAUAAAUAAUGUAGUUAUAUAAGCUCCCUUCAGAAUUCCUCUCCUUGACACUUAACUCCAUGGGAAACAGCCAGUCACAUUGUUGGCCGUUCUGGGGUGCAAUGGACCCCCUCAAAUGUAAAGAAACAGCAUGUCAAUGUGGGUUCACUCAAACAGAAAUACGACACAGUGACUGCACUGAUGUUUGAUUGAUUCCACAUCUAGUAUCAGGAAACUUGUGUGCACAGCAGGUGACAGCAGAGAAAGGAUUACCGUAACCUGACUGUAGCGAAAAUAAAAAGCUGAUUCAGCAGAGACAGAGGUCAUCACUGUGUCAGUCUUUUCUGAGUCACUCUCAGCAGGAGCUGUGGAGCUUUGAGGGAGGCCCUGAUUUGCUUUCAGUUGAGGAUCUCAGCAGGCCUCAGGAAGAUUACCUAACCCAGUAGUCCUGCCAUCUACAACACCAUCAGGGCUAUAAUGUACAACCGCUGUAUGCAGUUAGCUGCUGUGCUGGGAGUUAAAUAGGUAACAUAUGGAUGGAAAUGUAAGCUAGGACUCCCUGAAUGAUGUGCUGAAAACAAUGGCUCAUAAUGUAUAGGAUCAAUAUCUAAUCCAAGGCGUCAGUAAAUGAUAGCCUGUGUCUGCAGGUUUUUGAUCGAUGUUCUCCCCCUCAAAGAUUUGGAAUGAAACCAAUAAAUAUGCAUAAAAUAAAUUGAAGCAUAUGGAAACAUAAAUACGUGAUCUGAUGUACGUUUUGUCUCUUGCAUAUGGUUUAAAUGUUCCCUAAGCUUAGUGAUGCAAACAUAUUGAUGAUGGGGGGGCCUUUAGCAUUUUAGAUUUGUUGGCUUAAACCACAACAUUAGAAACAGUGUGCUUUGCUAUUGCUGCACACGAUUCCACUCAACACUGACCUAUUGUUGCAAAAAAUGGGAGGAAAAAAAAACAUUUGGUACCACUUAGCUCUGAGGGGUCCCAUGUGUUUCCUGUAACUUUAAAGGCUGUGAAGAGGGACACCUGAGACUUGUCUUUAUCUGAUAAUGCUCGUUCUGAUUCCUGUAUCAGAGAGGUCAAGAACAAAAAGAAGUUCAACUAACUCAUUUUCCUCAUCUUAGAACAUAAGCAGUAUUCAGUGGCAAGUCUCCUAGCAAAUCCAAUCCUGUAACGUAACAACAGCUCCUCCCGGCUCAUUGCCUUCCAGUGCCCACUAAUGGAGUCUGCACUGUGCCAAGGUAAGUACACACAGCUAGUGUGCAAUGUAAAUUGACAACAGGCUCACUGUAUAUAUCUAUAUUGUCUGACUUACUGUUCCUGUGGCUUACUUUAAUGUUGUGGUUGCUGACAUGCUGUGUGUUUCUUUCCUCCCAGAGCUUCCUCUAUGUGAUCCGUGACCCAUAUACUGGAAACUAUGAACACACUGGGUUUGGUGGUCUAUCGGAACACUGAAUAUUCCAGUAAUUCUGGGUAUGUUUUAUUAUCUUCAGUGGCUUGAUGUUGACAGGGUCCAGAGUAUGUACGUGACUCGCAUACAAAAGCAUGGUUCUUCAGGUACAUGAAACUUGUAGGAUGAAAGGUUGUGUCUUUUAUGAAAUAGGGUUGUAUAAGGUACUGGUCAAUAGAAAUUCUAUUACUCUCAGGAGAUGCUGGUAAACUCAGCCGCUGUGUUGAGAAACCGUCCAGAGCUUGGCUAUGAACUGCUGCAGAGGGGGUCAACUCUCCUGCAUACUUUGGCAGAUUGUAUUACGAAACUCCAACCUAAACAUUCAUGUUAAUGUAAGUGUAUGCUCUGAGAAGAAAUUGGUCAUAGCCUCUUCAUUUUGCAGUAUUCUCAAACCCAUCAUAUACAUCUCAUUUCACCCGCAGAGCACUAACUGGCUAAUCAAGCCUGUGAUGUGCAAGUUAACUUUAUUUUUGCCAAAUAAACUGAUAUAUUAUGAACUUUUAAAUCUCAGUUUGGCAUAAUUUCAAUCAACAAAUGCUGGACAUCAUCUUCAAGUGUUUAUUUUGGCUCGGUACAAAAGCAAACACAUGUGGACCAUGAGUUGUGUCACUAUGCAAGAAAAAAACAGUGAAGGCCGAACUCUUACUUUGAAGACACUCAUUCAUUCGGCUUUUCUGAUUUAACUUCAAGGAGGUCAAUAAAACAGAUGCACUCAGCUGUGAACCCUGGAUGGCAACUCUAGCCGUUUUCAUUGAUGUGUUUUUUACAAUAUAAAACAAGACAGCUUGGCUAGAUUUUAACUUUUUGGAUGGAUGAUAAAUACACCCUGAAGCAUCUGUGCCUUGUUAUCAUGUGGAGAGUACACUUCCACAGGCUGGAGCCCAUCUCUACUUAAAUUUGGGGAAAUAUGGGUUCCAACAAGAGGAUUCAAUGAAAAGUUUCCAGCUCACCUUUACUGCACAUUAUUGGACUUCACAGUUUUAUGUACUAUGUAUAUCACAUAGAAGAAAUACAUAUAGAAGAGUAGCCAGUUAAAAGUAAAAACAGAGAGCACUUUGAGCCGCCAGCUAAACCUGAAACGACAGGAUAAUGACCAAUAGUAAUCACAUAUUUAAUUGAAUCUCACUAAAAACAUCCUCUCACUACAAGCAAACAUCCAUUAAUGUGCCCUGGCCUCUACUGGCUUAAUAGGGGCACAACACUUCAUUAGCAAACUCACAGGUUAGUCAACAACAUGCCAUUAUUAAUGAGCGGCACCAUAAAUGAUCAUUAUAACACUGACUAUGACUGAUGUUUGAAUGGUUUUUCUGGCAUGGCUCAAUCAUGGUUUAUGUAAAUCCCACUUACAAAUCCUGCUGCAUUAACAGCCUGUUGCUGGUAUUUAAAAGACAAAAAAUGUUGUUUUUUUUCCCCCUUCUCAGAGGCAAUAUUAUGAAAUAUAUAAAGAUUCUUGGAUGCUCAUAAAACUCAAGAGUCACACAAGAUGCUCUGUUAAUUACAAACCCAUGAAGGCGGUGAAAAUAAUAAUAAACCACAGGGCUGCAGAUUCUAAUGACAGAGCAAAUCUACAACAGAUUGAAAACAUAAUGCGAGUCAUUAGCUCAUUAGCUUGGCUGGUUUCAGUCCCAGAUAAAAAGGAGACUGAAUGGAUACUUUGUUACAGUAACAGGCGGGCAAAGUCAUUCACAUUCAGCUAAUGUGGAUAUGUGUUUAAUUUUGAGAUUUGACUUGCAAAUGUCAAGAGUGCUGCUAUUAGGUAAAUGGAGAAGGCUUCCAUGCUGUCAGUAUAUUCAGAUGUAGCGCUACUUAAUCACAUUAAUACAAUGUUUAAUAGUUUGUUUACAGUCAUUUGGAAUUAGGUAUUGUGUUUUUAAUUACCCACGAAUAAGCUCUUUUAUCAUUUUGGAGUGGGCAAUAACAUGUCUCUACAGAAGAGACAAACCCAAAGUGGGAUUUUCAUGUAGGUGCAGUUACCUGUUGUUGUGUACAAAACCUCACUACUAUGUUUUUAGACUCUUCACUCUCAUCCUCUGCUCUGGGUUGCAUAAGUAUAAGUUCAAACACUGUCUAAACUUCCAACAUAAUUUCCAGUUUUGCAGUUAUUUCAGAUGUUAGCCUGCAAAGAGAAGAGGCAGUUUGGUGUCAGAGUUAGCUUACCUGAGGCCAAGGGAGUAGGUUUGAUUUUGACACUGGUGGGGACACAAACACAAAUGUAAAUGUGAAUGACACCGCUGAUAUUAAAAUCUCUUUAAGCUAACGUGACCCAGGCACAAUAUGCCAAACAUGUUGACAACUUAGACUUCUCGGUUGCAGGUAACAUGCGCCGUCGGCCUCCCAACCUAGCAGGUAACUUUCACUGGCAGAUGUAGGGACAGAGGGGACAGCCAAUCACAUGUACGCAAGCGAGAAACCGGCAGUCAAUCGAAGAGCGAUAUUUAGGUUAGAGGCGGGACUUCUAGUUGAGACCGACUGUUAACCCUUCGUGUGCCAUAAUCAUUGAUUAAACACUACGGACCGGUUGUAUUGAUAGGGACUACACUGUAACCGCUGAUUAUCGGUAGGGACGUGUCUCUAGCGUCCCUACCCAAUUCUACGCCCUUGCCUGAUGCCCUACUAAGAAAUCCACUCUUCGUUGAUUGACCAAAUGGAAAGGAAGUGCCAUAUCUGUGUUUUAGUUAAUUUGGGCGUGCUUUCGAAAUGUGCUACUGUUCGAAAUGACACUUAUACAACCAAUCAACCAACUUAAACAAGACUCUAAUUAUGAAGUGUUCAUGAUGGGAAAAAAAGUAAUAAAAGAAGAUUGGUAGUGAGCUUUGGGGCAUUAAAAAUAAAUUAACUGAUGGUCUCCUGUAUUAAAUUUAAUCUUCAUUUACUAGUUAGCCAAAGUUAGAUUUCCGAAAUUGUCUUUCUUUCACUUUAAAACUCAUGUGAUGAGUUUUUACAGAGAUAUUUAGACAUACUGUAUCAAAGCUGAAUUUUGCUGAUGUAGCACUGUACUUGGCUUCAGAUAGUAAAAGCCUCCCUGAAUGUGCAAUAAAAUGCCUCCAAAAUGAUACUUAAAAAAAUAUGUUGUAAUUCCUGUCAGCAGUCCAACUUGGGGGUUUCCUCAUGUAUAUUGUGGGGCCCCUGUUGGGUAAUUUCCAUGAGAAUUAUUUAUUUUGUGUCACCGGUGUAUACACUGUAAUCAUCCAAAUGGCCCUUACGGCCUCUAGCAGCCAGGUCAACUGAAGUAUCACAGCCACAAACACAUCAUCUAUCAUGGCACUCUUAACAGCUACAUGCUCACUACCAAGGCAGCUCUGAUCAUGGUACUCUUCCUUUAAUUUUCACAAUAUAACUUACUCAAUGACUGACUUUGGAAGUCUUUAUCUCAGCUGUCAGCUCAUGAGGCUUCCUGCUCUGCUUAAUGACUGAAUGAUGCAGUAAUGGCUGAUAUCAUUAAACUAACAGUGUGUAUUAACACAGCUUACCCUGCGGUGCGCUGAUAAAGAGCCACACAGAUCACUGCAGACUCUCAGAGGGCCUUCUAACAUGGUGUAUAUGUGACACAAUAUAGAUGGCGUAACAUUAUGUAAUCAAUGUAAUGCUAAUCUCCAGUUGUCUUUAGAGAGCAGCGUGACUCAACACACUUAUAGAAACCAUACGUGGAAACAAAUUGUGGCCGUGGGAUUGGCAGUGUUCGUUUCUCCAUACGUCAAGAAAAAGAUGACAUACUGUUUUCGGUCAGGGGUCUCACUGUAUGGGCUGUCACUUAAGAUGCAUUGCUAACCCCAGCAGCGCAUGAACAUCAUAUAGCUGGCAGUUAAAUGCAUGCAGCUGUGCUCUUUAUCAAUGUCUUCUUCUGUUCUGAAUCUUCUGUAAUUAUGCCAAUGCCAUAACUCACACAGUGUAGCGUCCACACUUACAGAUGCCUUGUCUUGUGGAAAAUCUUCUGUGAAUACAUAAUGUAAAAGAAUAAAGACUGAUAUAUACCCUAGAAUCAGUGAGUAUCCAUAAAGGGAUAAUAAACUCAAACUUGGCACAUAAAAAGUGAAUCGUUUUAUGGUGAUAAAGCUUUUCUGCUGACAUUUUUAGUGUUCCUGUUGAGCAAAAACCUGCCUUGUACAUCACCCUGUGAGCGUGAAGCUGCAGUUUGGGAGCAGAGAGGUAUGUAAAACAUAUGCUACGGCAGCGCAAUCACCACUUCACUGUAAACUUUGUGUUCUUUGAUGUGCUGGCUUUGUCACAAAUUGUUGGUAUUUGAAAUGAAGACAAGAAAACUAUAAAUCCUUUCACAUACGGCACAUGUGUUUACAUUGAAGACUAUUUUACAGUUUCUCUCAGCGAAAUCAUAAAUAAAAGCUCUCUAAAGCUACUAAACAUAUGGCUGAUAAUUGUACGGCUCGAUUUGAAAAAUGACAUCUUUAUGCCAGAUUCAGGCUUAAAUCCCGGUGUAAUUCCUCGAGCAAAUUCCUUGUGAAGCUUGUGGCAAAUCAGCAGCUGGACAAGGAGACAAGAUGGAUCGCUUGAGUGACAGCCAGCAAAACACCCACAGAAAAGCGCUGCAUGACUUCGUGACUGCACAGAUAGGCUGCAGGGCAAACACUGACGUGCACACUGUGAUACAAAGCCAGUGACAUAUUCAUACAUGGGUUUAAUGUGUUUGCCUCUGCAGGGAGAAUACCCACGGAUGUAACACAUGUUUAUACUUCCCUCCUUAUCUCUCGCUUAGACUUAAAUCUGACUCAAACCAAACAUCUUCCAGUGUUUAUUGAGAGUUAAACAAGCUUAUCUGAACACAUACGUGCGCUCUGCAUGCUCAGAGCACACGUGAGUGGUGUUUAAUUGUGAUGCAAGCACAGCCUAUAAAGUUUGUGUAUAUUCAGCUGUGAGCCAGUUCUGGGCAGAAGACUUGCAGUGCUGUUUUAUUAGCGAUGAGAGACUUCAGGGUAACGCCCAUCAAUCAGAAACGGCACGAGUGCACUCAGUCCACGGGUGCUGCUUUCUGAAGCUGUUAAAUCUGUCUUUAAUUUGUAGACAUAAUUAGCAUGAAAGAAUAGGCUUGUUUCAGCGGUUUUAAUGCAGUGUCGUGCGUGUUGCAGAAUAACGUACGUUCUCAUCUGAUAAAGUUUGUGUUUGAAGCUGACAUUCUGGAAACAACAAAGUAGCAGAAUAGAGUCCCCAACAAAUGAGCACCAGCUUUGUGAGCGUGUGUGACAUGUUCACAUUAAAAGCCAAAUGUUACCCCGAGGAAGUGACUUAAUAAUCAUAAUUGGAAGCAAACUUCAAAACAAAAUGCGCAGAGUUCAAAAAAGAGACCCUCCCCUCUGCUUCCUCUGUGAAUGUAAUGACUCUCCUUCACACUCCUCGGGCGCAAUGUGACAUUCAUACCAAUCAGACCUGGCCUGCAACGAAAACACUUGCUAUUUGGCUUCCUUCCCCACGCUGCUGCAUGCACGCCUUUGCAUUUUUAUUCUGUAUAUUCACAGAUUCUUCAAAAGGAGUCAGUUUGAAAGGAGAAACAUUUUAAAUCCACAGGGGAAAAAAAUCAAUGUUUUUAUUUUAAUUAACUUGCUGUAAUGUUAGGAUAAUGUAAAGUGUUGGACAAGUGAAUUUACAAAUCAAGUCGCAAAGCUCACCCAUGUGUUGCUGAGUUGUAGGCGGAUCUAAGGAUGUUUAAAAGGAUCCUCAGAAAAACAAUCCCGAAGGCUACAAGGUUGUUUCUCAACAUGACAGCAAAACACAGCAUCAGCAACAACAGUUUAUAGUGCACCACAAAAAAAAUGACACUGCUGUAAGUUGUGCCUGCGCUGUGCAGUAGACUCAUGACAAAUGAGGGGACAUGGAGAGGAAUCCAGGUGACAUUCUUUGGCUGACUGCCUUUUCUCUGCCCACCCAGGGGAGUAAUUUCACACUGUUGAGAGGCUCCUGCACACAUUUUUCAAACCUAGGAAGGAAGAAGCUGCAACGGAUGGUAGCUUUUGAUUUCCCAUGUGUGCACCUGAUGAUAGGUCCGGUUUUUGAGAAGUGUCAUGGAUUUAGAGAAUGGAGGGUUUUUUUUUGAAAACGUCUUCACAAGGUGAAAUGAACUCUCUGUAGGCUCAAACACAGACUGAGAACACAUCUGGAAUGUUAGUUUCAAAACGAAUCUCCAAAGCACUUCUGUUUUGUUUUUGCCCUUUCUUCCUGCUCGUACUCUUCUUUUCUUUCCUCAGACGCUGUGGGGAAAAGCAGGGAGAAGACGACAGAAAACGCUGCAGAAGUCUCUGAUAUGGGGACGACACCAACCCUAUCUUUUUUUCUGGGUGAAUUCUCAUAAGGAUUAUCUAUGGUUAUGCUUCUAUUUUUUGACAGGUCGAUUGAACAGCGCUAGCUUGUUUUCUCUCCUAAGAUAGGACCAGGAGCAAAGGAAAAUACUUUGUCUGCUAUCAUCAAAGACCACAAUAAUCCCCUGUGCUGAAAUAUAUAUAACUACUGUCACAAAGACAGCAAAGGAAAAGCGAGUGGACACGAGAUGAAUACACAAAGAGACGGGAUUUAAAGCUGCUUAUGCUGGCUAACAACAGCGUAGCCUUUGCUGAAUGUCCAGAUUACUUGGCCGUGCUUUAACAACAUAUACAGAACAACUUCUACAUGAUCAAAGCUCCGGCUUUAAAAUAUACACCACAAGAAUAUUAUGUCUUGCUUGCAUUGCAGUUUGUAGACUGUAAAGUAGCCCCCCUGAGCCUUUUUGGACAUUACCUCCCUCAUCAUAUGGAGAAAUGCCCCGGGCAGAGAGGCUGCAGAAAAUGAGCCGGUGUUAGAAUCCUUUAAACUCCAUUUUAACUACCACGAAGGUUUUGGCUCUCUGUGUUUGCCCCCACACUAAUUUAUAUCUGUCAGCGUGCAGGCUAAUAGAGCAGAGUAGAAAUACCAGGGGUAUGACGAAGGGCAGGUUCAAUGAAUGAGCCCCUUCUUUUCAUAUUUGCUCAGGGUCAAAGGUCAGAUGCAAGCAUUUUUUUAAACUUGCAUGUUGCAUGCAAGAGAAGCGGUGUGCCGUGAUAGGAAACAUCAAAACGAGCUGAGGGAAGCAGCACACAAUCACUCUUACUUUACAGAUCGUCAUGGGAAAUUGUACUUUAAACAUGUCAGUUCUUAUACUCGUGCACCAGUUUUAUCAAAAUGACUGAAAAAAUACUCCACAUCUGUACUUUAUGUCUCUGGAGUAGUUUUAUUUAUGAAAAAGUUACACUAUCCAUAUAACCUACUUAUCAAACAUAAUACAUCUUGAAUGCAUGCGCCCUUUUCCCAUACUGCUUCUCUACUUUGUUCCAUGUGUUGUAUUACAGACUGUAUCAAUCACGUAAAGCACCAGAGAAAGCUAAAUACCACACUUAACAGAAUUUGAGACCAUGCAAACAGAGUGUAAGCCAGGUCAAAGGUCAAAGACAAUCAACAUCUUUCAGUAAAGGUGAAAGAACAGGAAACUUGUGUCAAUAUUGACUCGCUCUGUGUACUAACAUUCCUCCUGCUGGGAGACCUGAGGCAGACAAUGCAGGGACAGAUGAUUUCUCUGGACUCUUGGCUCCCUCUAAGAGUAUAAAAGAAAGAAGGAAGGCAAUUUUUGAAGUGUGAAAAACUUCAGCCAAACUACAAGAAAGCUUUAAAAAAAAAAAAGGAAUAAGUAAACCAGCUUUACCCACGAGUUUCUUUGAGAAAAGAAGGAAAUCCUUGUCACUCACUGAAGAAUUACUUUGAGGAGCUGCUUUUCAGAGCGCAGACAGCCACUUUACACAGAGCAAACGCUCGGUCCUCUUCCUUCUGGUUAGUGAUGGGUGUGUUUGAACAGGCAAAUGACAGCAGAAGGAAAUCACAGGCGUCUUGUGAGUUACAUGCAACACAACAGCAGGAAGCAGACAGCUGUGAGAACGCGAUAGAGCUUUGUUUCAUCCCUGAUCCACCGCAGAUUCCUGCAGAGGAGUCUUCAGGUAGGAUGGUGGCACUAUUUUCAAUCGCAACAGGUUUGAACAUGGGUAUACCUCAUAUAAAUUGAACUGUUACACCCUGACAACCUCUAUUUUCCGCCCACAUAGGAUUGGGUUGGAUUCGUUUCUGCUACGCGUUGGCCUUAUUGAGCUAUGAUUGGCUGGUCACAUUGACCUCAGCACAUCAUCAAUCACUGCCGCCUCCAGGUGCCCCAGUUUUUUCCCUCUCCUUAUUAGUCUCUCAUGGGCCAAUGCCAUGAUGGAUAUCACCACGGGGAUAUCGUUCAUCUCUUUGGGGGCUGCUAAUGGGUUGAGACCACCCCCUCUCUUAGGUCCCAAGAUGCAGAAUAACAUGAAGGAUGAGUGUAGAACAAGGAGGGGAGGAAUAGGGGUUAAACAAGGAAACAUUUAAGCCUGUUAGUGUUAUGAUACACGCGGGAUUGAUGAUCUCCUCUGAAUAAGAUGUUUGUCAGCCUCCGCAGUGAGGAGCACACUUUUUCUACCCUGAAGGUUAUUACACUCAGCUCCUUUAUCUGCCGCCAUAGCUAUAUUACUUUUACAGGCUCUAGAGAAAAAAAAAAGAUGGAUGUAGUGGAAUCAUUCAAGACAAGAUAUCCACUCCGCCCCAUUUGUUGUUCAACUAGAGCUUUAAAAAAGUGCUGUGGGUUACAAAUCAAGUCUAAACAGCAGGUGGAGCUGUCUGUACAGUUAAUGAACCUGGAGUAAAACAAAGACCAGUAAAUAAUACAUGCUUAAAAGGAAUGUUCUUGUCUUAACGUCUGAUAUUUCUCUCCCAAAAAUAUGAAAUUAGGGCACAUAGAGUGUAUACAGCCCUUCUAUGAGUCUAAUAUAGUGCAAAGUUGACUUUUUUUCAACAACUUUCUGAGGUAAGACACAGUGAAGUUGUCCCCACUGUGGAAACUGGGCCAUAUACAAAAAACGAUGUGUGCAAAAAUAUGUGUUGACUACACAUAUCAGGGCUGGAGUACUGUGAGUACAGUUGUUACAAAACUGUGCAAAGCAGGGCUGCAACAGAAAAGCAUUUUGCAGCUUUAUUUCACCAAAACACAAAAACAAACUGUAAAAUAUGUUUGAAUUGACUUUAUUUUACAUUAAAGAUGACAUGAGAGAUGCAAAUUAGAGUUUCAAGUCUCUGUGAGAAUAUAUAUUUUAUGGUUUCUCUUGGUUUUUCUUCUGAUGAAUCUUUAAAAUCAGAAGUGCAGUGCUGUGAUUAGUUGCAGUGUGACCCAGUGAACAGCAGAUAGCACCAUUGGACACUUCAUGCUCCACCUCUGCUCCACCCCCCACCCUCUUUAUACAAAUGGACUGUAGCACGGAGGUGGUUUGAAAGUGGUAGGUGGAUUAAAUCACAGCCUCUGUGUGCUCAUAAUGUACAUUCAGCAGUCUGCCUCCUGACCUUUUACAUCUUCACAUCACAUUUUCUGUUCAAACACCACUUAUUUAAAGUAACACUAAACAUAAUUUGUACAUUCUGAGCAGUUCCUGUGAUACUCGAAGUUCAAGCUUGUUCUCACUGGAAUUCAAUUUACAGUACAUCAAAGAAACAUGAAAACAAUAGUGGGCUGGGUGAGAAGGGGGACGUGUAUUCUUAAGCAGUGUUCUAGAAAACACCCACCAUGCAGGGCAUUGUAUAAUGUUACACUGGGGUGUCUCAUUGCAUAAAUAUAUGUGUGCUGUAACAUCACUGCAAGAGGGUCAGACAGAGGAGGUAUAUCUACGAUGGAGAUGCACACAAACUGAACAUUAGAUUCAGCAGAGCCUCGGACAGUUGAAUAGUGCAGCUAAGAAAUACAGAAACAUACUUUUUCAGAAAUCUGUUUAAAAGUACUGUAUUCACUUUGAACCUACUCAGAAGAUGGCUUUGAAUAUUAUAGCUUAAAGGUACAUUGCAUAGAAUUUAUCAGUAUUUCUCUAAAGAAAUGGAAUGGGUUGUGCAGCAGUAUGUUCAUAUAAGUUUGUAUUGAAUGAAGUAUCUCAACUGCUUCAUUUCUGAUGACUCUUUUAUAUAGAAGCAGCAGUUCCGAGCUCUGAAGGCGGCAAUGUCGCACCAACAUGUUGGAAUCAGGAUGGACCAACUAGCAAGAACCAAACAUGCUUCAUCAGUUACUGGGUGGCUGCAGGAGAGAUGAGACUAGAGAGGAACAGGUGAGAUCAAUUGUUGUUGUUGUUGUUGAGCUCAAAUGAAUUUAUAUAUUUAAAGUUAAAAAUUUGACAAAUGGAGGUUCAUACUUAGCCAGAAUCACGGGAAUAUGAAUCUGAGUUUACUUCCAAAAAACAAAAGACAAAACAGCCGAAAUAAGAGUUCACAUGCAAGACAAACUCUAAAAUUGUCAAUUUUCUAAGAGUAUGAUUAACUCAAAGCUAUGUUAGUUUUCAGCAAGAGUCAUCUUGAAUGGAUGUCACCUUGGAUUUUGCUUCUGCUAAAUGACAUUUUAACAUUCUAGCAUCUCAUUUGGUGUUGCUUUCAGCGAUACUGCUAACAUCAGAAUGAUAAGAGAGUCAACAAUGAGGCAACAUUGUCAUUCAUUUAUUUUCUCUGACAGAUACACAACUCAUUGACCUUUAAAUAACUAUAAUACUCAUGGUUGGCCAACACUUAACCACAUGAUGCUGUUUCAAUGGAGGAUACCACAUGUUUGAGCUUUUUGAACAACCUUUUCAGAGUUGUAUAAGCAUAUAAACUUUGAAAGUUAAACUGAACAUUUGUGCUUUCAUAAGUCAACAUUAUGCCAAAUACCAGACAUGAAAAACCACUGAGGGAUAACAGCUCAUGCCUGACUUCACUUUAUUACUGUCAAGGACAUGACAAGGUCACUGCAACACCUUUACUCUCUGUCUGGGUGAGUUGAAGUCUUUUGGAAAGAGUGUGGUUUUAAAAUUGAGAGCUAAAGUCAUUUUUUUCUUCACAUUCUUUCAUUUAAUAAUUUGGAUAUUUUAAGGGGACUCAGUCUAGAGUUAAAUAUUGUCAAACAGUCUAAGGUUGAAAGUACUACAAUAGUGUCUGAAACUGUAUCCUUGACUUUUUGGGUCCAUCAUUCUCUGAAGAAAGAGGACCAGAUGACCAAAGAUACUGAUUAGAUAUUAAGAUAAGAUAUUGGCCCUCUCACCUUUGUGCAUAGGGGGUUUUAAAGGCAUCAUCUGAGUGUUCAUAUUGUUCAAAUAUUAGCAUAAUGAUGGAAAUAUUUUCUGUAUUGACCUCUCUGCAUGUUCACACCUGCAGUUUGGUGUGCUUCUGAGCCUGUAUGUUCAAUGAUUGCAUGUUUGCAUACCAAUACUAUAUUUUUAUAAAACUAUAGCCAUGUUUACACGUGCAACAUUUCUUGAUCCGAUCAAAAAAAUUGAGGGAUCAGAUAAUCUUAAUCCACUGUUUAUGGGUGCAAAAUCAAAUAAUCCGAUCAUGACGUGCGUACACAUGCACCAAGCUUUAUUCAGAUUAGAAGCAUUUAGACAUGCGCAGAGUUGUCUGAUUUCACCAAAACAACCGCAGAAGAAGAGUUGUAUUUAUGCCUGUACUGUCAACAAACCAACAAACGCGGUAGUGGCUCGUGAGUGUUCUCCUCCGUUAAAUAUUGUCACUAGAUGGCGCCCUUGCGUACUUAUUUUACUGUUCUGUCAUUACGCUGUAUGUACGCCUUGUUACGUUACCGGAGGAGCAGACACGGCACCUGCGGUUGUGUUUUAUGCCAGAGUGUUAAUAGCGAAACCUCCUGUACUGACCUCAAUAAACGAGCCAAAGACUGAAGAGUGAAGACCGAGUCAGGUAAGAGAGUCACGAUCAGAAUAAGUGUUUACAUGGAUACAUUUCGGAAUAAUGAUCGGCAUAAACCACCCCCCUCGAUCGGAAUACAAUUUCACUCCAAUUGAGCUGCAUGGGAUCAGAAUCUUCCGAUUGGCAAGUUUACACGACACAUUUCAUUCCAAUUGGGCAUUUAUUCUGAUUAUUUGAAUCUUAUGAGACAAUUAAGAGGCAUGCAUCUUGUCCUAUUUUGGAGGGAUAGAAAGAGGAGGCCAUUUCUCAUCAAUGUUCACACUCUUCUCUUCAAACCCAGAAAAGAGAGAGAUACCUGUCUGGAUAUGUAAGCCUUACCGAUGUAUGCUCCGAGCAUGUGUUAGGAGAGAAUUAGAGGCACCAUACUGGGAAGUAAAUAGAACACUAGUGCCUGCAAUGUGACACCUGCACUGUAAGCAGAAACAUUGUUCUUGCUGUACAGCGGUUGUUGUGGCCUUAAUCUGGCUGGCGGUACACAUGUAUGUUUGCACAGUGAAGUUUAAGCCGGAGUUCCACAUCGGUGCCUCGUUUAUUAUAUUCUUAUCAAGUUUAAUCAAUAAAGUAAACCAGCAGCACAGCACAGUGCACAACAGAUUAUUCAUUUCCUGAAAAAAGUGUUUUUUGUUUAUUUGCUCCUGAAAGAAAGGUAGUUUUAAACUCUGAUGAAGUAGUAAAGACUUUCUCUCUCCAUCCACUUCAUCAUACAUACACAGUCAUGGAUUGAAUGUAGCACCUUCAAGGUGAGAGGUCAGGGAGUGUGGCUCUUAAUCAUUGAGUUGAGAUGCUGACGAUUCAUGAUCAUCUCAGUCACAAUAAAAUGAAAAACAGGAUCAAACUGUGAUGGAGUUCAUCACAAAAUUGAUGUCAGUAUAUCUGUAACGAACAUGAGGAUGGUGGUGGGUGAUCAUCAUGAACUCACUGCUAAGUUGUCAAAAUUCGCACAGGAAAUAUUGUUCAGAUAUGUUUAUGCAGGGCAGAGCUAGAGCAGUUCGGGUUAGGGUGCAGCUUAAAAUGAUCCAGAACAAAAUCAGUCUCUCACUUCUGUUUGAACCUGGUGAUUAUAAAUUCCAUUAGUGGUCCUCUGCUGAGAAAACACAACCUAAUGGCGAUGAUGAGGGCUCUGUGGGUCUUUGGUCAGUUUGGGGUGCAUCAGGCCGUGCCCAGUGUUAGCACUCUCCCCUCCACAUUCCCUCAUCUGCCCAGCCCAGCUGUGAGGUCAGUGAGCUCCGGAUAAACCUCACAUGGUCCAGAAAAUGAAAAUCCACCGUGAUAGUAAACACACGCUGUUAGUUUGAUUUUAACAGCACCCUCGCGGACUCUUUCCAUCAGACGGUAGAGUAAACACACAAGUAAAAAACGAAGUCUUGGUGGAGCUGCAGUUUUAUCUUUUUCUUUACACCCUCUCUAUAUUUGGACCUUAAGUUUCCCCGAUUCUCACGUCGUCUUUUGUCCUGACUCUGUUAAGAUCUCCUGUUUUCCUGCCUGAUCCCUCAACCUCUUUCUUUGUUUACUGGGGCAGAUGUGAAGUGGUAUUGAGGAACAGCCUUAACUCACCUCCACAACAACCAGCGCUGCUGCUGCUGCCUUCUAGCCCUGCAUUAUUGAACACGCUGCAGCACGGCCCGAAGACUCGACACCAGGUCAGAGCCACAGAUUCAGAAUCAGCUGUAGCGGACAAGCUAUAUUUAAAUCAGGGUCAGCUCUGCUCUGAGACGAGCGUGCAGUGAAAUUACCAUUUGUUAAUAAUCUAUGAAUGGCUUGUGUCUGUCUUUUAACAUCAUUGAUGUCGGGUUCAAGGGGCCUAAUCCCAAUCAACAAGAGUUAAUGGGAAAAUGCAUUGCGAGGAAACACACCUAAAUUGAAGAACUAAUAACCCUGCUUCCUCUAUCAAAUCAUCUGUUUUAAUUAUAACAAAAAAGCGAAACGAUUGGGAUCUUAUUGAAACAUUUGAUUGAGUUCUUUUCAUUUUCUCAUUUUUUCAACCUUGUGUGUUGAGACACCAUCAUUUGAGUGUGGAAAUGUCUGUUUCUUUCACAAGUGCUGCUUCCAGGAUAAACUUGAGGCCUACAAGACGUGGAUCAUCAAGCAUUUCCCCCCAAAAGCCCCUGGGCUCCUAUAUAUUUUCACACAUGAGUAGGUAAACCAUCCAAUAUCCUGAACGGGGCAGAAAUCUGAAGUAUCUGCUCUGCACAGGUCAGCUAAUGUCAUGCUGUAGCUCUCCUGAUGUCUAACUCCUCCCAACUCUUUCGUCCGUCUGGGUGUUUUGUUCUGGGGGUUCAAUCUUUUCAGAUCAUGACUUUCCAGUUGGGUGUGUGAUGCACAUACUUAAAGAACUUCAAGGUGGAGGCGGGAUCACAGGGAAUGCCAAGGCAAUUAAUCCUAUGACCCGCUGGAGGUCAGAAGGAGACGUUCAUGGGCAGAAUUUCAUCACUUCAAAGGAAAAUGGGCCAGAAGUGUACCAGAUAACUACGAAGAGGAUUUCAUCUUUAUCAUAUUAUUUUACUAUAUGAAUUCUUAAAAUUUCUAUUUCUGUAACAAGCCUUUAUGAAUAUAAAUGCUCAAUAAGCACAGCUCCGAUCAGUGGCCUCUACUGAAGAGCAGAGACAAAUAUCAGUUUCACUGGGUAAUGUUAGUCGAGGAAAAUAGUCUGUAAACUUCAGCUGUUCCUCUGUGAGAAAAUAGAAAAACUUUUACUAUUUAACAGAUGAGUCACUGAUGCACCAUGAUGAGAAUUUAAGCAUGCCGAACCGACUGACUCUGAGCUAAAAAGUGGUCGUAAAAAGUUAUCAGGUCUGCUUCUGUGCGAGUGUGAUGAUAUCAGCAGCAGUGAGCUGUUCUGUUCUACUGAAGGACCAGCUGGAGCUCAGAAUCAGAUGUUCGGGUUAUGUUUUUUUUUUUUCUUCCUUUUUUCUCCUCAGGUGUUGUAACAGUAUCCAUGAGGACACUUUGACUCUCCUUUGACAGCCGCGCUGCCUGCAGUCUGGUUUGCAUCUGCCAUCUCUGACUAUCUGAUGAGGGAAGAAAUGGAAAGUAAGCAACUGCUCCCAAAAAAUCUUACUUACCCAAAAUGUGUUCCUGUGACUCAGACACAUAUGGUGAGUCUGAACAGGAAAUUACUCUAAAGUGAUUCAAGGACAGAAUAUUUCAGUGUUUGAAGGGAGUAUCUCUUUUGUCAAUUUGAGCGUUUUCCAGUCUAUGAUAGAAGAUUCACUGUGUUAGCAAAUGAAGGCAUGAAAAAUUGGAUAAUGUGUCAACACCUUGUGUGUAAGGGGUUCUGGGAAAAGCCAAUUUAGCUCCCUCAAACCACAUAAUAGCAGGAUUUGACAGCUGAGGUGAAGUUUUACCAUCACAGAUGCUGAGAGCUCUGAUAGGACAGUGUCCUCAGAGUCUCAUUUUCUAACAUACAGAACUCUGUGAGUUUCUAACAUAGAUCCUUGUGUGCCAGAGUGAUAUCACGUUGGACUUGGGGUGCAGAGCACAAAGUGAGAGGGGAACUCAGGCUGUGCAGUUAAUACUUUCUCUCGUUCAGAAUUGACAAUUUAAACCUAGUAAAGUGUAAAAUUAACAGUUUAGGCAAGUUACUGAAAUCAGUCAGAGAUUAGCUAAGUUACUGUCUGUAAGAGUGAUCAGUUAUGGAAGAGAGUCACUUCAGUGUUCCUUCAUUUUGCUGUAAUAUUCUCAUUGAUAUGAUCGGAUUCAUUACAGCCAACUCAACAGCUAAUAUAGCAAAUUGGUAUUAAACAACACACCUUCCUCUGAGUCUGUUUUGUCCUUCCUGGUUUACAGAUAGUGGAUGACGUGGCCUCUCAUUGACCUGCUGAGAUAAUCCUAUCUGUAUUUUCUAUUCACAGCAUCAUACUCUCUGGCAUCUAUUGCAGAAAUGUGUUGUUUGGUUAGGUCCUUCAACUAUGUGCUUAUAGACCACAACUCACCCCUUUAUUCUUGACGUUUUCCUCCAGGAAGGACAAAUAACGUUGGUUUUUACAAGGUUGACAGCUAUUCAGCCAUUGUACAUUUUUUGUGAGAUAUUCUCUCUCCCAGGACUCCAGUUAUAACCUCAUUGCCGGGUCAGAUAAUUAAACUGAUGCAGGUGUUGUGAUGUGAAGUAAUGAUUGAUAAAUCCUUUCAGACAUCUGUUGUGUAACUGUGUUAUUAGAUUUGAAAUGAAGGGCACGGUGCAAGUUACCACAAAUAGGAGUGGAGUUACAAAGAUAGUACUCGUCAUAAUAAUAGAUUGCAAUCUAUUGCAAGCAAUAAUUUUACAGAUUUUUGGUGACAGUUUUUCACCUCAUAACCAAAUAUUUUGUCAAAUGUGAAUGUUGUUUAUCAGCAAUAAGGUGAAUGGAAAUAAAUCAGUCCUUUUAGAAUGAAAAGAUUAACAAAUUACUAGAUUAAACUAGACUAGAUUAGAUUAUAUUAGAUUAGAUUAGAUUAGAUUGAUUAUAUUAGAUUAUAUUAGAUAAGACUAGAUUAGAUUAGAUUAGAUUAGAUUAGAUUAGAUUAGAUUGGAUCAGAAUGGAUUAGAUUAAACUAGACUAGAUUAGACAUGACUAGAUUAGAUGGGAUCAGAUUAGGUUAGAUUAUAUUAGACUAGACUAGACUGGAUUAGAUUAGACUAAACUAGAUUAGAUUAGAUUGAAUACGAUGAUUUAGAUUAGAAUAGAUGAGACUAGACUAGAUUAGACUAGACUAGAUUAGAUUAGAUUAGAUUUUACUAGAGUAGAUUAGUAUAGACUAGACUAGACUAGAUCAGACCAGAUCAGAUUAGAUUAGAUUAGAUUAGACUAGAUAAAAUUACAUUAGACUAGACUAGAUGAGAUUAGAUUAGAUUAGACUAGACUAGAUUUUAUUAGAUUACAUUAGAUUAGAUUAGUCUAGAUUAGAUUAGACUAGAUAGAUAAAAUUAGAUUAGAAUAAAUUAGAUUAGAUUAGAUUGAAUAGAUUAGAUUUAAUUAGAAUAGAUUAGAUACAAUUAAACUAGAUUAGGCCAGAUAACAUUAGAGUAGAUUAGAUACAAUUUAAUUUGUCCCUUUGUGAAGGUUUGCCCAAGGAAAUUAAAAACAAAUAAAUAAUUAAAUCCAGAGCCCACAUGUAAUACACAGUUGGGAUUUGUAACUGUUUCUAAAUCAGUGAGACAAAUCUGAAUCAAAACCUCUAGGAAUAAAUAAAAACCUGCACUGCACCAUCAGCCUGGAGGCAGAGUGAAGCUAAAAAUAAACAGAUUUUUUUAAAAAAAAAGGAAUUUCCAGUGAAGUUUUCAAACAAAUUCUGUGCAGCAUCCAUGUCGCUGUGUUUGUGUAGUUGUGUUCGCGCGGCAAGUUUUGAAGAUAAGUCCUCAGCAGGUCAGAAAACUGUUUGAUACUGAGAGAGUUAGUCGCUCAGACAGAGCACAGGUGACAGAUAUAAAUAAUGCAUAAGAGGAAGAGGAGGCUGGAUAUAAAAAGCACACUCAGAUAUUCACAGUUACAGUUCAGCAGAGCCGUACUGUACUGUUGCUUGUGUAACUUUAUUAAACAGAACCAGACAAGUGCAGCUGGUACAGUUUCAAACACAUUAGCACAAGAGAAUAAACAGGUAUAUACAGAGAGAACGUAUAUAAGGUACCCACACAUAUUCGUGCAAGUCUUUGUGCUUGUAUAAACAGCCCUUAACCCACCCCCACUGUAGCUGACUUUGUGCUGCUACUCCCUUAGGCUCAGAAGACAGUCUGAAGCUGCACUUUAGUGCCUAACAGUGGAGAACAGCUUUAAAAGGAAAGUCUCAGGUCUCUCCAUCUGUUGUUCAGUUCUGGGCCAGGCAGCAAGAACUACAGUAAAACCGCUUCAGUGAUCAAAAAUUACAAACCUCAUGUCAGCAGCAGCAGCACCACCACCACCACCGUAUACCCAGCAGUCAGUUGCUUACGUCUCCACCGAGAACCCCGAAGGCUCGCAUUUGUCCUCCUUUGCUGUUGUGAUUGAUACUGCAGGUAGAGCGCAUUAGCUCCAUACAGGUGUUGUCUAAUUAGCUGCAGAAGAUUAAUGGUGUGGAUUAAUCGGCAGUAAGAGUUUGUAUGAGCACCUCAGUGUUCAAGUUAAUUUCAUGGAAAUGAGGGUGACGUGGUUGUUCAAGUUCACGUGCGUAACCUGAUAUUUUAGAGUUCUAAAUCAGCCUCGCCAUUAAUCUCUAUAAACCUUGAGGAUUAAUUAUACGGAACUGUUCCUAAAACUGCAGUCGUCAAUAUCUUCUAUAUUGUUCUUACUUUUGUUUGCUCUAGUUUUCCUCAACUGUUGAGGGUCCUUUAGUAUCUUUCAGGUGCUUGUUUUGGCUUUAAGCUGUGGCAUGCAUUUUAUUAGUGGUCAGUGAAGUUUGGAUACAGUUCAGUCUUAUACAAUACUACAAAUUAAUGUUAAUUGCCAAGUGUGGUGUAACAGGAUUUUUGAGGCUUUGAAAACACCCUCCAAUGUAACUUGUACAUGCUGGGGUUUGAGAUUAAGGGCCUGUGUCCACUUGCAGCAUCUGUUUUGCAUCCUAAAACUAAUCAGUCAGUGUCCUCAGCAUAAAAACACUCAGUGUCAGCUGUUUUUGUUGCUGCAUCCACAGGACUUUUGGAACAAUAAUGCAAUGUUGCCAUUUCUCCAUUAGCGACCAAUCAAAAUAAAAAGGGGCAGGACUUCUGAAGUUAACUUAGUCGACAACAACGGUAAGUCUAGGAAUGUCUAGGGAAGCUAAAGUGCUGUAAGUGAAAUUUCAUAGCCAAGCCACAGUGAGCAUGAUGGAGAAGAACACAGAAUUUAAGCACAUAUGAUGCGUUCCAGUUGUACUCAGAAGUUGGGAUUUUUGAGCUCCAAAUCGGAAAUUCAUCUGGAACACCCCCUGAAGUCAGAUUUCCAACUUGGAAAGUCAGACGAUCCUCACCAGCGUCAAAAUUCAAGAUGGCAGCACAGUGCAUCAACAGUAAAGAGUAACAGUAAAAGCUCUUGUAAUGUAUUAUUUGUUAGCACUUCUGUUUUGUUUUUCUGAAAUUAAAUAAGUGAUAUAUGUUGUACUGCCCAACAUCUCACUGUGAACACGGCGCUAUGGUGUUUGUAGUGUAAAAUACUGUGUUGUGCAUUGUUUACAACUGGUAUCGCUAACAGCAACUAUAAACAGCCGACAACGACUAACAACGGCUGGCAGUAGGCGUCCAUCUUGGUUUUCCGACUUGUUUACUGGAAUGCUGUCAACUCAGUGUCUAUUUCCAGCUCCGACUUCCAAGGUAACUGGAACGCAGCAAUAAAACAGCACAAAUGGACACAGGCCUUACAGCCAUUUUGACUUUGUGCUGUAUGUUAUGCUGUAUAUUUUUUUGCUUGUUUUGUUUUUUGUGUGUCUCUUUUAAAAGCUGCCAAAUAAUUUUAUGAAAAAAUAAUUUUCAGUUCUCAAAACACAAAGAACAUCCAAACUUCUUCUUCAGGUCUGGAUGAAAGGAAACCGAUUUGGUGGCUGUCAGAUAAAAAGUAAUAAACCGUCUUUAAUGGAGGAUCAGUGGAGCUGAGCAACUGUGUGGAGCCAUGCGCGGUGAAAACAGCUGACAUGAGAAACCGAUGAAGAAAGAGGCUUAAGCGAAGACUCUAAAGACCCGGAACAGAGGGCUAAAGAGUAAACAGAGAGGGGAGGAGGCAAGUCACAUGCACACGCACACACACUGCCACAAGUGACCAAACCCCCGCCUGUAUCUACAAGAUGCUACCUACUGAAGUUAGUAAGUGUGCAGAGUGCCUCAUAAUUAGUCUCUCAACAGGCUGGACAUUGUUAAUCUUAAUCUGUCUCUUAUCUCUGGUUCCAGACGAGGGGAAUUAGCGGCCUUCACCCCUCCACUUGGCUUCUCUUCACGCCUCAGCCAUUUCUCCUCAUUAUGCCAUCACAGGACCAUGUGGCCCGACGCGAUACAACAGCAGACCCCGGCUAGCUCGUUAGCUCUAUUCUAAUUCUUGCCUGAUGAAUGAUAUGUAACCUCUGCUGCGUUGUCCCCACAGAGAGAUCGAUUCUGCGACCAGAGAGGUUCUUUAAUCACGUUAGACUUAUAAAGAAGUGCUUAUUGUGGUUUUCAAGUGCACAUGAGCACGGAUGUAUUCUUGCAUUCACAGUGAGACAAAUUCAUGCGCUUAAAAUGAAAACACCCCAGGGAUGUUCAUUUUUGUAUUCUUAAACACACUCCUGUACACCCUAAAGCAAGGUGUGCAUUAGAAUUCCUAAAGCUUGUGUUCCUAUUAGCAUUAUCUGAGCUCACUCCGGCACUGUUUCAAAAAGAAAGGAACAACUCAAACUUAUCAUCCGGCAUCCUCCGUCACCAUCCAGAUAAAGCUAAUUAACAAAUUGCAUUCUUCUACUGCCACACUCAGACUGAUGUAUCCAUCUUUUACUGAUAACCACUUCCGACUUGCCUUGCUUCACGUGUUUAAGCUAGCCCCCAUAGCAUCUUGGGAAAAUCUCUGUCAGCAUCAGAUAGCAGUUCAUAGUCAUUCCAUACACAGCGUAGUAAUCCCAGAACAGGUUCUGCCAAAAACAAGAGAUAAAUAAGUAAUGAGAGUGAGUGCAUAGAAAAACAUCAGCAAGAAUGGAAGACAAUGUGAGUAUAUGAAGUAAAAAAAGACAAAAGACGGUGUGUCUUAUCUGUGAGAGGUUUUACCCUCCUUUCCUUUUUCAAUCGAAGAUACAGCCCUGUCUUGUCUCCGGAGAGUGACGCUUUCAGCACGGCCCUGCACCAUCUGAUUGCUAUUUCACUAAUAUUAUUUUUAUGCAAAUGUGUAUUUUCCUACAUCCUCUUUUUCAUGUCUUAAUGAAACGUCUGCUCUGCUGGCAGCACUGCCAUCUCAAGCUACAUGAAGAAAAAUCACCAGAUACACGUCUGAACACAUCUGAGCAUUGUUUUCACUUCCCUGGCGCUGCAGAAGAGAUGAGCUGCACAUGUUCAGCAGUUAUGAAGAUACAAGACACAUGUAUGAUUGGAUUUCCACACCAGGUAUGUCAGUGAGUAAAUUUUAUUCACAUGACAUUUUUCACAGACAACAGUCACAAGGUGCACUCUAUAGCCACAAAUGAGAACAGCACCUUACUUCAUCAACAGUACAUAUAGGGUCCCAGCCAUAGAACUAGCCACCAAACAUGUUUUUAGCCAUUACAGACUGCAGCGGGGUGACGCAGCCCAACGAAGAACAUUUAUGAUC
Molecule: messenger RNA, 47969 nt
Organism: Xyrichtys novacula (pearly razorfish)
Lineage: Eukaryota; Metazoa; Chordata; Actinopteri; Labriformes; Labridae
Source: the annotation of a GenBank genome assembly